ACUGUGAAUAUUCUCCCUUUACAAAUGGCGUCGAUGAACGAAAAGGAAAGUUCAGAAGUCACGAAGCUAAAGUAAUUUAUGUCUUAAACUUAAAGGUUCAAAGAGAAAACUGGCAUAGUAGAAUCACAUAUUAUAUGAUUAUAAGUACCGGUAUAUGUUGAUAUAAACGAGUAAGUUGUUUUAACAUAUUCUGGGAUGAUCUUUACCGAUACCGUAUAUAAGUAUAAGAGUAUAUAAUAAGUAUAAGACUUGUGACAAUUUCGGCAAUGGGCAUGUUAACCCUCUUGGAGACGGAGCCUUUUCGGGGUUAUGUGCCAAAAAGACGGAGUACUUUUUACGAGCUCGACACUCGCAUUGUAAAAAAAAUUAUAAAAAUAAACUAUUCCCUUAAUAUAUGUAAAACUAUAUAUAUUAUUGUAGGAAAUUGAAUGAACUAAUACUAAUACAAUCUUUAUGAAUCAAACUGAAAUAUCAAAAUUUAUGCAAAUGAGCUACGGAACCCAUAUUUGCAUAAUUUAUGCAUGUAAUUUUUUGUUACACCUAGAAUAAACAUGACUUACUUGUAUCAAUUGUGUGAAUUUUUUAUGGAUGAAGCCUAAAUAAGUCCUAAUACUAUAUUUUUGGGGAAAAAAGGCCCAUGGAGGCCCUUCAGACACCUCUGGCACAUGGUUUUUACCCCUUUUCCACCCCCACCCCCUAUUUUUCAGUUGUUACAGUUACAGACACUGUAACAGGCCCCCAUUUAUGACAUAGGGACCUUCUCUUAAGCCUUAAGCUGGAUGUUACUGAGAAAGUUGUCUGCAUAUCUGUUGGUCUCUGAUAAAUAUUUGAGUGAUAUUUAGUGUAAAAAAUAGCCUAAAAAUUCAGAGGAGUCAUCUCUGUUCAUUUGAGGACCCCUAACUAGUAAUACUAAACCAGAAGUUCACAACAUUAGCAUUACCCUCAAUUUGAAAGUCUUUAUUUGGUUGUUUUCAUCAUUUUCAGUGUCAGAUUCACUGCAAGAAUAUAAAAAUCACUAAGCACAGUUUGAUCAGAGUCACUGUCAGACUCAGACAUGUUGAAUUUCACGAUGUAACUAUACACACACAAAAAAUUCCUGCACACUAAUAUAUUGAGUUCACCUUCAACGAACAUCACCAUUACAAUGCCGGGACGUGCAGGAAUACGUAAGAAUAAUUUUGAUUCGCAGGUACAACACAAUGCCAGCCAAUCGUGAGGCUCGAUUUAUCGGGCCAAUAGUUCCGACUUACGUCUUUCUCAUAAGUCAACCUUGGGCCGAUAGAUCGGCCCUUACGUCUCCAGGAAAUUUUAAAAAUCGUUUUGUGACAUGGAUAUUUGUGAUUGCAUAGUUAGAGUGAGCACUUGUAUACUUUAUCAAUGAGGUACUCUUUUGGAAAAAAAAUCCUGAUGCUAGUUUGGGCUACCCUAGUUUGGAAUAUUUAAAUUAUAUUUCUUUUAGUUAUAGUAUAGCUGUAUUGUAUAGCUUGUUUCAUUUAUCAUUUAAUUCAUUUAUUUAUGCCUGGACUAACCAGUUUAAAUAUUAUCUACCACUUUAGUGUCAGAAACAAUCCUGUUGUUUGAAGUGCUAUUUAAACAAUUUUUAAAAAAACAACUUGAGUGUAAAAUAAAACCAUUUUUUAAAACAUGCAAAUCUAAUUAAUUGAACGAAAAACUUCAAAAAUCGAACUAAAAUAUACAGCUCUACAUUACUAAUAUUAAUGUCAUUACCUGACUGAAUGCCCAGCCAGUAUCCCUAAUUGAAACUCAAGUUGACCCCUAAAUCUAGCCCCCCCCCCCCCCAAAAAAAAAAAAAAAAAAAAAAAAAAAAAACUUGACAGUAAAUCUUCUAACCUAAAAUCUAUGACAAUAGACAAGCCAUGGACCCUAAAACCAUGUGUUUGUGUGCUACAAUUACACUGUAUCGAGAAAAUUUUAAAUUUGAAUAAAAAAGAUUAAAAUUACUUUUAUUUAAAAGUUUCAAUAUAAUGAAAACCCAACUCAUUAAAUUGUCAGAUUGCCAUGAAUGAUGCAUCAUUUUAAAGGGCUGGUUAUAAGCUUUAUAACAACAUCAAUUUCAUCUUUCUAUCUUUUAUAGAACUGGAGUCAUGAUUAUUUUUGUUGAAUUUUUAUGCCCCUUAUUAAGUAUAAGCUGUAUAUUCGACCCAAAAAACUUGCGUCCCACAUUUGAAUUUGUUUGACUAAUUUGACCCAUAACUUUUUUAUUUUUAAAAAUAAUGGUACCAAAUUUUCAGUAGAUAUUCUCACUGCAAUAGUCUAUACAAAACAAUGAACAACAAAAGUUUCACAUUAUAUAAUAACUAUUUAUUUUGAAAAAUUUUGUAAGUUACAGUUUCAUGUAAUACACUUUUACACACUUUAUUACAGGUUAUACCACAAAUAAAAUCUAAAAGAUUUAGGAAAAAUCUAAAUCCAGUUUUACAAAUGAUCAGAUGGCAAAAUAGUCUUGUUUUGAAAUAAUAUAAUGCCUUGUAGUUGUACUGGUAUUGAAAUAUUAUAAUUAACCACCCACCCUAAUGAAAGAUUAAUUUAAAAAGGCCAUCAAGCAAAAACAUUCCAUCAGUGUAUAAAAAAAGAGAAUAGUUAACUUAAGUACUAAUCCACGACUAAGCAAAGGGGGAGAGAAUCCCACACAGAAACUCAGUGUGGCGCGGAAAGCGUAAAUUGACUGAAACGUAUCCAUCCAUCCCUGUGGCGCUACAGCCAAUGUAGGGCUUUGGCCUGCCUCACCACUCCCUUCCACUCAUACCUAACUAAUGCCUUUCUUUACCAUGCUUGGACUUUCAGUUGCUGUAGAUCUUUUUCUACAUCAUCUAUCCACCUAAGCCUAGGUCUGCUUUUGAGCCUUUUUCCUCUGGGGUAUUGGUGAUGCACCCUCUUCGUUCCUCUGUCAUUUGGCAUUCUCUCUAGGUGUCCUGCCCAGCGUAGCCUGCCUCUUUUUAUUUCUGCCACUAUCGUGAAAAGUAUAAUUUAUAAUAAUAGGCAUAUUGAUAAGUUAAUUCCCCCAGGGCUCUGGUUGGAAGUCUGUAGUGGCUUCCACGACCCCCGCCCCCCCCCCCCCCCCCCAUUUGAUAAGUUAAUUCCCCCGGGGCUCUGGUUGGAAGUCUGUGGUGGCUUCCCCGCCCCCCCCCCCCCGGCGUUAACUGGAGAACAAAACCACCAUUUCGUGGGCAGUCAAAGGCCAUGCAUAAUAUCUGCAGUUAAUGGUAGCAUCUACAGGGCUACCAACUGUGGAAAUUCUGCAGUUGGAAAUAAAAGGGUAGGGAUCAUGAUUACAUAUUGCCGUUAAUGAAUAUGAGGCAUGGUGUAGGUAGUGGCAACCCCAUGCUGAUCAUUAUAUUUACACAGCAUUGAAGAAACUGUUCCUAGGCAACCGUUUCUUCCCAGCUGGUUUGUUAAUUAGUUGCGAGGUAGAAACCCACUGUAGAAAUUUAUAUUGGUUUAGAGCAGGGGUCGGGAACCUAUGGCUUGCAAGCCAGAUGUGGCUCUAUUGAUGGCUGCAUCUGGCUCGCAGACAAAUGUUCGAUUAAAAAAAAAACCGCAUUAAUGGUAAGAAAUAAUCAUUAUUGAUUAGCAACAGCAUAACAAUGUUAUUAAAAAGAAUUCAGAGAAAUAAUUAUUGCAUUUUUAGUGUUGAAAUUACGCAAAAUGCACACAUUUACUUGAAUUUUUAGUUUUAAACAUAAUGUAUGGCUCUCGCAGAAUUACUCUUCAAAAUAUGUGGUGUCAAAGCUCUCUGAGACGAAAAGGUUCCCGACCCCUGGUUUAGAGGGUGUUUGACGUUACUCCGGGAUGGGACGGGGAAGAUUUUAGGAUGUAAAUAUACUAACCCGACCCCCUGGGAAAGUCAACUGCUGAUGCUGUAAGAGCAGCUUCACCAGCCGACCAGAUGUCCUUGGACUGGGGUGGCCUCCCCUGGUACCUGAUUGAUUGGGUGCUGGCGGGGGCUGUCCUGAAUAAUGGAGAUCUCCAACGUGUCGCUUCACAGCCAGACACUCAGGCUUUGGGGAGGCAUAAAGAGCUUUGGCUCGACAGCCCGCUGACACCAUUUCCUAAUGUAAUAUAUAUAAACUAAGUUAACAUUUUAUGGCAGCUGCAAUAAGCUGUGCAAAUCAUAUCUAAUAUAAUUUGUUUAGCGUUUAUUAAUUUAUUUGCAAAAAUAAACAAAAUGUUUUUUAAAAUUUUAACUAUUCAUCAUUUACACGCUCGUGCAAAAUGAUGGAAAUGAGAUUAUUUAGUCAUAGGGUGAUUUAAAUUUAAAAAGAUAUUAUUAUUUCAAUAUCAAUAACUGCAGACUUUAUAUCUACAGUCCGCGAGGGAGAUAGUUCCUAGAAACCGUUUUAUCCUAACAACCAAGAAAACUAUUUGCCAUAAUCACCAUAAAAACCCUGUUAGAGGGCUAUUAACUUAGACUCAGGGCAGAAAUGGAUGGUAGCCUAGGUUGUUAAUUACCGGUACCAUCCCAAUUGAUGGGCUUUUGGGGCAAUAUUGGUACCUUGGUAGCUCUGAUGACUGGCUUGGUGCCCUUCCUGUGUAAUUGCCCAAACUGGUUGGUGGGAACCUUAAAAAACAGGCAGGCCUUUCAUUCUUGCAUUCCACUUCACAGUCCGUUACUAGUGGUGGUGGGGGUAGAUUCUUGGGAAGAUACGUGAGGAAGGGGCUUAUCUAAAGAAGUUAAUUUUUUGCUGACCAAAUUUUCUAAGCAAAAGGAUUAUAGAAUAAAUAUUAACAUAAUUUUUUUUUAAAUCAACAUAGCUACCGUAACGAUUUCUCAUUUUAAUACCCAAAUUAUAAUGAAUUAAUUCAAUGAAAUUAUUUUAUUUAUUCCUGCAGAUGAAAUAUAAUCAUGUCUGAAAAGAAGGAUGACCAGGCAACUGAAUUUACUGGAUGUUAUUGGUAUUUAUUUCUAAUAUUAUUGUUUUUUAUAACAUACAUUGCCCAUUUUUAAUAUAUAUCAGCCAUACACAUUAACACACAUUUUGAAAUGGAAAUAUUCAAUUGGAUACAGUUAAUAAUUUAAUUAACAAAACAGUAGAGCCUUGAUUUUCCAUACACUGAAUAUUCAAAACAUUGGGUCUCUUAACAGUCUAUGUCUUUUCAUUAUUAUUUGCAAUGAGCAUGGCAUGGAAACUUGGCAUAUGCUGGUAAAAAAUUCCAACCCUGUUGCACAAUCAAUAUAAAAUCUAGAUACGUUCUGUACACGCAGUAAUCAGAUAUGAUAAUGCAAACAAAGCACCAGUCUUCUAUUUUUGGACAACCUCUUAUAGCAAAAAUAAAAACCCAAACAGUCCUCAUUGUUUUUUCAUCAAUCAGCUGACACUUAUACAUCUUGCGUUAUUGAAAAUAUAGUGUAUAUUAAAGCAGUGUUUCGCAAUGUGGGCCAUAUGGCCCCCUAUGGGAUCACAGCAUAUUUAUUAUGAGGCCUCGAAAACUUUAAAGUACUUUUUGCAUACAUGCCAACAUGUAUAGUAUAGCGAUACUUUGUACAGUUUGUUACAUUUUCCAAGUUUGUACAGCUGUACAGGACUUUGUUCGGCUGCAAUAAAGCACCAUGGUGUUUGAGGUAGAAUAUGCUGUAUUCCAAACACUAUCUUCUUUAGUGCAACAUUUCCGAAAAUUUGCUAUCUGACACACCUGAGUCCCAAUUUGUUUAGAAAAUUGACACUCUACUAUAUAAAUAUAUUAGCUUUUAGUAUUACUUUGUCUCUAUAUGUUUUAGAAACUGAUCUUAAGUUUAAGCAUGAAUUUAAUAUGGUAUGUAUAAAAAUAUAAUAAUCUUUAAUGAAAAUCCUUCCACAGUGGUGAAAAACGCAAGUUGGGAACUCCAGAAUUCCAGUGUGCAUCAUGUGGAACUUGGUUUCAUAAUACAUGUGUUAAUAUCCAAACAGGGUAAAUAAAAAAUGCCUUUUUAUCUACACAUAAGAAAAAAAUGUUUCAAAUGAGAAGAAGUACAUUAUUUUUAUAACUAUGUGCUGCUUUAUGGGCAACUAUGAGGCACGACAACAUCAACACAAACCUAACCAGAAUGAUAUGCAGCCUCUAUGAUAAGGCAACCAGUGCAGUCAUCUUCAACGAUAACAUCAGAGAAUGGUUCAAGACCACGGUUCGAGUACGACAAGGCUGCUUGCUCUCCCCCACCCUGUUCAACAUCUUCCUAGUGAGAAUUAUGUCAGAUGCACUGGAAGCGCAUGUAGGGACAGUCAGCAUUGGUGGCAGAACAAUCACCAACCUACGUUUUGCGGAUGACAUAGAUGGAAAUGAAAAAGAGCUAGCCAACCCAGUAAAGCGUCUUCACAAGACUUCAACGUUCUUUGGCAUGAAAAUCAGUGCAGAAAAGCCAAAUUGAAAACCACUGGCAUCUCCACUGAAAUUGAGUUUGGGGGAAAAAAAUUAGAGUCAGUAGGCAGCUUCAAGUACCUAGCAGCAAUAGUCUCGGAAGAAGGCUCCAAGCCCAAAUUGAUGUCCAUGAUUGCUCAGACCACAACAGCACUAAAGAGGCUUAAGAAAAUAUGGAAUGACAAAAUUAUAGCCCCCAUCACCAAAAUCAGGCUGAUGCGCUCAUUAGUCCUCUCCAUUUUCUUGUAUGGCUGUGAGUUCUGGACAUUAACAGUAGAACUUGAAAGAAAAAUAAAGGCGACGGAGAUGAGAUGUUUCAGAAGCAUUUUUGUAAUCUGCUAUAGAGACCUAAUAUCUAAUGAACAAUUGAAAGAAAGGAUUUGUCAAGCAAUUGGGCAGUAUGAUGACCUCCUGAUGACUGUAAAAAAGUGCAAACUGAAAUGGUAUGGCCACAUGACAAGAAAACAAGGGCUCGCCAAAAAAAAUCAUACGGGCACAACAAGAGGAAGAAGACAGAGAAAAAUAUGGGAAGAUAACAUCGAAUAGUGGACAGGACUAAAAGUAAAACUAGGCGAUGCUGUGCGAAGUGCAGAAAACAUAAAGGAAUUUAGAAGAAUAGUUUUCAUGUCAUCUGUGGCACCCCAAUGGUCCAAGGACUAAGGGACAUGAUGAUGAUAAUGUUGGCAUUACCAAUUGAAUUCAAAGAUUUACAUAUGGCACAACAGAUAUCUGUUAAUUUUUUUAAUAAAUGUAAAAGCUUACAUUUUCAGAAAUUUGAAAUCCCCCAUCUUACAGUUUUACAGUCGCAUAGUAAAGUAUUUUAAGAUACUUUUUAAAAUGUUAGUGAAUCAAGGUUUAUCAACCAUCAGUAAAAUAACUGACAAUCGCUAAAAAUAUAUCAUCAAUGGAAAAUGUCUGUAAGGACUUGAAUAUGUCUGGAAAAAAAUGUAAACAAAACUUUUCAACUAAAACAGAUCAGGAAACCUCAGCUUUUGUGAUUUCUUCUUGCUCACUUUAAAGUUUCAUAGUCAUGUAGGAAUAAAAUAUUAUUUACUCACAAAAAAAAUUUGAGUUGGAAACCCUGUAUGAAUCUCGCACAACAAUGCCCUCUCUGUAGCCUUUACCGUUAAAUGAAAAAUAACUGAAAAUAUUACAAAUUUUGACAUUAAACCCUCGUCUUUGCUAUUAAACCCACUUCUAAUUCAUGUUUAUAGACCUGCUGAUCUUUAAUCGUUUCAUAAUUUUCAACAGGAAAUGUCUUCCCUUCAUGAUAAGUUACCAAUUUCUUUGCAAAAAAUGCAGUGGGAUAGGGCAUGAGACUUUUCAAAAAAGACAAGCAAGUAAGUAUCAUUGGGGCUCAUUAAUGAUAAAUUUGGCUUCUUGCAAAAUGCAAAAUUUUAAUUGUUCCGUAUCAAAUUUUUUAAAAAUAAUUGAGUUAAUUUAUUUUUGCACCAAGUAGACUUUAUGGAAUUGUAUCAUUGCUUUUGGAAUGACACUAGCAUUACUUGUGAGAUAAUUAUUAAUUAUUUUUAAUAUAUAUGUUUCUGAGCAGUUUAACCGAAAACAAGGCUUUGCAGAGGAUAUUUGGGCAUGAGCAAAUCUAAAGUUUGGGCUCGACAAACUUCAAAAUAAUUGUUUUAAAAAAUUCCGCCCUUGGGUGGGCCCACAGUGAUUUAUUCUGUAGCCUUUGCAUGGCCUUGAAGUGGAAAGUAAUUAAAUAAAGUAAUUUAAAUUUUAUUUACACAUAGUCAUUUGUUCAAAAUUUUCUUUAAUAAUUAUAAUAAUGAAGACUUCUAUACAGCAUUUAUACAGAUCUGUCAGAUGACAUUAGCAAAUUUGCUGCACAAUGCAAGGGCAGAGGGGAAUUCAAAGUCAAUGUUUUCAAAAGACAGGGUACAAAAAUUAUUUUUUUGUUGUGAUUACAGUUAGUUAUAAUUAAAUGACUUAAGAAAUUGAUAAUGGAAUAACACUAAAUUUGGAGCAAAAUACACUGUAAAAGUUAAAAAAAAAUGACAAGUCAAAAAAAUAAAAGCAACACUAGUUUAACUGAAAUAUCUUGACAUGCAACUCAGUAUCUUGGAAAGUGAAUCUAAUCAUAAGUCAAUGUUUUAAUUACUAGUCUUAUGCCCAGUUAAAGUUAUAUAAAAACUAAGAUAGAUUCAUUUUUAUCAUAUUAGAAACAACCAGACACUGGAGUCCUUUAAAACCGAUCUAAAGACACAUCUAUUUCGCAAAUACCUUCUGGGAUGAUUGUCUACCUUAUUUUCCAUGUGUUGCUGUGUUGCUCCGGGUUGAAAUGGCUAGAAAGACUUUGAGAUUGUAUGCUUGUAAUUAGUUUUUGUAGUGUUGCGUUUGUUUUAAAUGUGGUAAAUUAUAGAUAUGUUUUUUGUUGACUUUGUACCGCGCUUCGAGGAUGAAGCGUGUUUUUGAAAUGAACUUUAUUAUUAUUAUUAUUAUUAUAUUAAAACUAAGUCACAUUGUCAUAAACACUUUUCAGGACAUUGUUCCUUACAUAGAAAAGAACUGGGAAAACCUCACAACCAUGCAGCGCCGUGUUAAGGUUACAUGGCACACAACAAUAUAUAAAACCAUGGUAACUUUUUACUUGUUUUCCGUUUUAAUUAUUGUUCAAAGGUAUUAUUUAGAAAGAAAAAAGAAAUAUGCUAUGUAUGUAGCAUAAUGUUUACAUAAUAAUUAUGUUCUUGUAAAGUUAUUACUUUUAAUAUUUGUCUUUUGUUUAAGUAAAUUGCUCUGAGUAAUGGGGAUUUGAAUUUCUAUGAUUUAUUUUGAUCAUAAAAAAAAAAUAAUAUGUUUACAAAUACAGAUGAAGGAGACCGAUGUUUUCACCUAUAAGGAAGAUAUUCCAGGUGACUCAUAUUUUGGUCUGACCAAUCAGGUAUAUUUUUUUUCCUUUCCAUUUUGUUUUAGACAAAAAAUAAAAAUGUAAAUAUUUGGAAUGAACAGUGCUCAGGUAUUUUUUUUUUUAAUUAAAAAAAAAUAAAAAAAUUUGAUGCACAAUCUUUAGUCCUCUUCCAUGCACACUCUUGUUAGUAAGAGGGUUAGCUAGAAGACAUCGUCAUGAAGAAAAAAGUUGGCAGAAAACCCAAGAAGACAGUGGUAAUUGUAAUAUAAAUUUAUUUGUUAAAUUGCACUUUUAUAGAGCCUUAUAAAGUAUUCAGUUUAGUUUGUUGCAAAUAUGUAUAAUCUACAUUUAAAUGAAUUAUUAUAAGCUAAAUAAAGAAUUUUUUAGCUUGGCUCCUUCAUGAAAAAAUGUGUGAUUUGUUUACAUUUUUGAAAAGAGCUUUAUUUAAUUGUUAAAAUAUAAAAGCUUGGUUACAUAAUUAAAAAUGGACACCUCAUCUAAACAGCAUGAUAUACCACACAAUAACUUGGUAUUCACCUUAGCUGUUCCAAAAUAAAAAAAAAUGAAAGCCAUAUUAUUGUUUCUGUGUGCAUUCUCACAUUAUCAACCAAAUUUGCUCUUUAUGCACUUUUAUUUAAUGAUACAUGUUUUUAUGAGGUAGUGCUUUUUAGUGGAUUGAUGACAUACGUUUGAUUCAUAGAAAUUUUGAGAUUUAGGCAUUGAUCUAGUUCAUGGCUCCUUUCUCUGUUAAAAAUAAAGGAAAAAAAAUGUGCUUUUUUAAAAACCCAAAAUGUCUUUUGGACAUGAUAGGCGUCUCCAUAAUCAUGAAAAAUAAAAUGAUAGGCACUGAAUCCACACAUCCACACAUGAUAAAAGCAAACCUUGUUUUCAUGGUAUGCAUAAAAGUAUAACUAUGCUGCAUAAGAUGUAUAAAUACACAAAAUCCACCCCUUAUUUAAUUUACCCAAAUAUUUUCUACAUUUUAAUAUAAGAAGUUUUAUGAGGUCAAUAUAAAGUUAUCAUGUUAUAUUUACUUUAUAAUGUUAUUCCCUUUUACUCAGGACUUGUCGAAAGUAGGCCCUGUCUCAGAUGCAGCAAGAGUCAAUGCCCAGCCCUCAUCAAGCCUUAAGGCACCAUCAAUGCCGUUAGAGUCUGGACCAGGUCAGAAUUUAUUUAAUAGUCUCAUUCUUGCUAAACCCAUUUACAUAUGCAUUUUUUUUUUGUUAAAAAAGAUGAUCUUUUAUUAAAGACUUUCUCUCUACUGGCAUGUCCAUCUUGUGUGUGGAUGGAGCGUUAGUUUUUGUUUACGCACGUGAUAUUUAAAGAUUUCUCGAGCAGUGUUCACCUGGUGAAUGGCUGGAAAAUGAGUCAACAGACUUUCUAUCAAAGACAAGUAGUAAUUUUAAAAAAAUUUAAUAAUUAAAUGCUGUUAUUUCAGACCUGCUUACUUUUAUGAUUUUGGCGCAUAACCUAUGAUUUUGAGAUGUCUUUUAGGAUUGUACACCCAGACCUGAUAGAACUAUGAUUUUAUGGGAACCAGGUUAAAUAACAAAAUACCGGUGGAUUUUUUAAUAAAAAAUAAAAAAAAACCAUUUUCGGUUAAUUUUAGCUCCUUUCUAUUGCGGGCAGUAAAUAGAUAGAGAAAUACGAUUGGCUGGGGACCAUCCAUAAUUAUAUUAUGUAGCAGGAGGAAAUGGGGUGGUGUUAACUCGGAAGCGUACAUAUGUGCAUGGGAGGGUUAAUCGGGGUCUAAAUAUUUUUAAAGGCUAUGAUAUAACACCACUACUUUUCAUAGUAAUCGUCACAUUGUUGCUUUGUGUUUUCACAAUGAACUUGCUUGAUCCAACAAUGGUAAUAUUAAGUGUAUAUGCCCUAGUAACAAAUUUAGUAAAUGUUUGCUUUUGUGACAUAAUUAUUUCGUUCUUCUGUUGAAUGGCAGUGAUUGUGAAAAUGGAGAAAACUCUGAUUUAGAAAAAAAAUGCAUUUAAUUGCAACACACCAGCGCUAGUUUUUGACAUUUCAUAAGAAAUGGUGGGCGGCAUUCGAAACCUUUUUGCAGAAGUAACUUAGCAGCUGUACAAUACUCCAACCCUCCUCCUCCCUUGUCCUAAUUCAGCUUGCUAUAGUCAUUGGACUAAAUAUUUUAACUGAAAAAAAGCUUACUGCAGGGCUGGGCAAUUCGCGACCUGCCAUGUUAAAUGUUAUGACUUAUUGCUUCAUUCAAUUAUUUUCAUUUUUGUCAAAUGCACAUUUGAAAUAUUUAUGCAUCAUUUUUGUGAUGGUACAUGCCAUUUUGGUUUUCCUUUUUUAGACUGAUUUUAAAAAAGUAGAAUGAAAUAAGUAAUUUUCUACAAGUUUACGAUGAAGUGUAGAAUGAUGCCAAACUGUAUUCAGGUAUACACAAAAGUGCAUCCCUGCAUUCCUCAGCCUCCUCCCAUACUCUACCUCACUUUUGCUCAGGUGACCUCAGCGGCGUCCUCAAACCCUACAAUCUUCAUAAAUUAAAGUGGCAAAUGUCGGGCAUCUUUUUAUUUUCAGUAGAGUACUGUAUAUAAAUAUAUAAACAUCAGUCAACUAAUUUGAGAAGUGACCUUAAUUUGACAUGCGAUUGCACUGUAUGUUUAUUGAUUUACUAUUACAAUACGGUAUUGUACGAUUUUGAGAUGUUUAAGUACUAGUCUGACUAUAUUCUACUAAUUUGGGAGUUCCAGUGUAACCAGGUCUGUACAGGUACUAACUUGUAUGGAUCGAUUCUGCUGGGCUUUUACCCUCACAAUUUGAAUGUCAGCUUACAUGUCCUGUGUAUUACUGGUUAUCUUUUAAUUCACAGGGAAACGUACCAGUAAAAGGAAAGCACCAGUGGACAAUCAGCAAACAGCUGCCCUCAAGCAAAAGAAAAGGUGAUAGUGAACAUUUAUUUUAUUUAUUUAAUUAAUAUUCCCCAAAGAGGAUCUGGAACUAACGAAUUAAGUUACCAAAAAUAAUUAUAUUUUUAAUAAAAUAAAACUCCAUUGAUGAACUUUUCUUACAAAAUCUUCAAAAAGCAAAAUAAAAAACGCCCUGUAUUUCCUCUUUUUUCUAUAACAUCUUCAAAUUAUCCUUUUAGGCUCAAUAACACCUUCAAAUUAUUCUUUUAGGCUCAGAAUAUUUGACAUACUUCCUAAAGCAGCAUUAGCAUUAUUGUGAAAAAUUUAAAUUUUAGAUAUUUUCCUUGUGGAAGGAUAUUCAAAUUAAUGCUUUUAAACCCAUUAAAAUGCUUAAAUGGUCAAUUUCCUCCCUCCUCACAACCUUUUUUUUAACAAACUGGCAAUAAUUUUAGGCUGCUUUAGUUAAUUAACAGGUGACAAAAAAUUGUUGUUAAAUACCAUGUUUGUUAAAUAAAAGUAAAUCUUUUCGCAGUGACUCCACUACUUCACUGAAACUCCCAUCUCACGGAUACCCCUUGGAGCACCCUUUCAACAAGGAUGGCUACCGUUACAUUCUGGCUGAAUCAGAUCCUCAUGCCCCCAACAGACAAGCCUUUGAUGAAAGUGUGGAGUGGGCUGGGAAGCCGAUCCCUGGGUACCUGUAUAGAUGUAUGCUGGGGAAUGAAGUCCUGUUGGCACUACAUGACAGAGGUCAAAACUUUUCAUCAUUGAACUAAUUUUUUUUUGAAUUUGUAAUAACUUAUUCAGACCUGGUUAUUCGUACCAUUUUGCCAUUCAAUGAACUAUUUUGAAAUGUCUUUAACAAUUGUUCGCUGAGAGCUUUCUGAACUACUCUUUUUAAAAGAUUGGGUUGAAAAAAAAAUAUUUUCAUAAUUUUUCUGAUAAAAAAAUACAAUUUUUGGUUUUAGCUCUUCUCUUCAUCCAGUGGUGAGUGGACCCAGAAAUACGAUUGGCUCUGCAUCAUAGAAAAUAUUAUUGUUGUUUGUCUUCUGUAUGCGAAGAUGACCAAGGCAUUUUGAGAAGUAGCCUUGAGUAGCACAAUUCUUCAGUCUCAUUCUCUCAACAUUGUCUAUUUGAUCUAAUGCUUAGACUUGAUUAUGACAACUGGAAAUAGACCAGGAUGCAGUAGAUGACCAGGCGUGUUUUUUGUGUGUUUCACUGUGCUCUUUAUGUGUUGUACUUUUCAAGAGUUGUUGAAAUUUUCAUUGUGCCAAUGCCAUACUGCUUACGAAACUCCACCGGGUCUGAUUUAAUAGCUUUCCUUCUUUUAAAUGAGUUGCCAUCCAAGGCUUACAAGUCCAAUCAAGCAGGGUGCUGGUGUUGAUUUUGCUUGUCUAGGCUUUUGCUAACAAUUGAACUCAAGUGCAUAAGUUUGGGAUUGGCUCAGUUUGACCGUUCGGCCAGCCAACCCUCAAAAUAAUCUUACAUAUGCACUGAGUGGGAAAAGGGUGGUGGUGUGGUGUCUACAGGUUUGCAUGGGAGGGGUAGGGGGAAGUGUCUCAAUAUUUGUAAAGGCUGUAAAAUAACCCUGCCUUGUUUUAUAAUGAUGGUGAAGAUGGUCAUAUUGUUGCUUUGUGUUUUCAUAUUGAACUGGGUAGAUACAGCAACGGUAAUAUUUGUGUAGUCGCCCAAGUGACACAUUUAGUUGACAUUUGAUUUUGUUAGCCUCGGGCCUGUAUGAAGUAAUUUAGGGACAAAAUAAUUUUGUUCUUUGGCUGAACCACAGCGAUUGCAAAAAUGAAGGAAACAACUGAUUUUUUUAAAAUUAUAAUUUAAAAAAAUGAAUUAUUAAUUGCUCUGCAGAGCAGCGUUAGAUUUUGACAUUUUUUAUAAGAUCUAGAAAGCAGGCGUACAAGUUAAUACCCCAGUUUGGUUCCAAAUCUCCUCUUCCCCAUUCCCAAUACCAGCUAAUAUUAGACUAAAAAUGUUAAAGGAAAAUAGAAUCAAGCUUCUAGACUUAAUAUAGGGGUGGCCAACCCUAUGUUAAAUAUUGAGGAAUUUUUUUUUUUAUUAUCGAUUUUCUGUCUCGGAUAAACGCAUAUUUGAAAUAUAUAUAUGUAUAUUGUAGGGAACCUUGCUUACACUCCGACAAACUUCAUCUCUGGUACUCAAUAAGUAAACAACUCCGGUGAUACAUUUGAUGAGUAAACUCGUGUUCUUUAUUGGCUCUGUCACUUGCUUACACUUUCAUCCAUCUCACAGCUCUGACUGCCCUCGUCCUCUACCGUCGCUGUUCUCUACCUCUCUCUGCUCUCUGUCGUUCCUAACUCUCUCCCCUCUAACCGUCCCCUCUUAUAGGUCCACCAGCCACCUGGACUGAACUCUGCCGUGGGUUUUGCCCCUCAUCCCUGCCCGCUGCAUUCCUCGCCUUAAUUUAUUUGGUCAGUCUUCGACUGUGGGUUUACCCCGCUCCGCUGACCUCCAUUGUGUUCCACGUCUUAAUUUAUAUGCUACCCGCCAAACACCUGGACUGAACUCUGCCGUGGGUUUUUCCCCUCACCCUGUCCACCUGGACUGAGACUGAACUCUCUACAAUACCCCCAUCUUACAAAACAAUGUCGUCCCGACAUUACACAACAUCCCCGUUAAAAUUCUUAUGACUGGUUUCUAAAUGGCUUCAACGAAAUAACAAUCAUCAUGUCAUAAUUAGAGCAUUAUCUUUUUAUAACCGAUUCAACUCUGGAGUUCAUAUGUCUCUAGAUAAAAUAAAACAACAUUAGUUAACUUUAAAUCUUUUCACCAAAAAAAAUGCAUGUCAUUCCCUAAAAUAAACUAGGUGUCCAAAAUGUCUUCACUCUAAGCUUCUUGCAGAACGCGUGGAAGCUCCGGAGUAGCUCCCAUCAAGUUGUCUCUUAGGCAAUUUGUUUGUAACUUUAAAAUCCAGUCGGGUGGGUUAUUGUCAUAAUAGGGUUUCAAUCGGUCGUGAUGAAUUAUUCUUGCCUUCGUCUUUCCCUCUCCUCGAAUUUCAAAUAACACAUCACUAAAUUUUCGACUGACAACGAAUGGUCCGCGCCAUUUGUUUGGGUUCAAUUUUGGGUUUCGACCCACCUGUUUGGUUAAGUCCAAAUAGAGAACCACAUCCCCCACGUUGAAGCUAUGUUGUACUGCCCGAGUAUCGUGGUCCCUUUUCUGACGCUGAGCUGCUGUCUUAAGAUGUUUCCUGGCUGAACUGUUGGCUUGGGGGCGUUUGAUGUGCUGACAUGUGGCACAGUUGGUGAUGAACGUUUGAACAUCCCUUUUCAUUCUGUACCAACUGUAGUAUGUCCUGACAUUAUCCAAUACCUUAUUUAUGCCGAGAUGGCCAGCAUAAACUGACGAGUGCAUUUUCUUUAACACUGUGCUUACAAGAGAUCUAGGCAACAUAAUUUUCAAUAUUUCAUCCUUCCGACCCGGAUGAAACCAUCGUUUACAUAAAACUCCAUCCACAACAAUAAGUAAAUCAAGGUUUAACCAAAGGUUCCUAACAGCCGGCGAUUCUCCACUAAUUUCCUCUCUUUUUGGUUUUGUUUUGUCUUUGAUCCACUUAAAAACAUGACUCAAGUCAUUAUCUUCCUGUUGUAAUCUUCUCAGAUCUUCCUUGGAUAUGUCUAACCCUUCAAAGAAUUUAUAGUCACUAUUGUCUGCACAAAACACUGCAACCGGCUCUCGGUCAGCAUUCCGAUCAUUUCUGUUUGAUGUCGACUCAGGGCAAGGUAAUUGGAUAGGUUGGCUUGGUACGAGGGGCGUGUCCACAGGGCAGUUUGCUCGACCAGUAUCACUUGUGGUUGCUCCUCCGGGCGAGGGCUUAGGUGGGUUCACGGGAGGAUACGUUUUACUGCGAGUCGUCACCAUGUUGAUUUUCACAACAGCUGCUGCUGGCAACUGGUUACUAGUGGUGGAUAAUGGAAUGAUGUCCUCUUCCUCAUUGAGAUCACCGUUUUCUACCAACGAAUAAGACUGGUCCUGUUGAGUCACUGAAUUUACACAUUUUGUUAUUACUGGCACCUUGUCUCUAUGUAGGUUGAGACCCCUUUUGAUUGAAAAUGAAAAGUCAUAGUGACAUAGGAAAUCGAAUCCUAGAUAACCAUCGUCGGUUAUGUCUGCGAUAUGCACCGUCCAUGGAUAAAUCUUCUCUCCAAUAAGCAAGUCUAGGUCGCAGACUCCAUGGAGUUUUAUAGACGUACCACUGGCUGACUGUAGAUGUAAUGGGACGAGGUGGGUAUUCAACUUCGGUCUCUGCUGCAUUCUAUUAAAAGCUCUCUUGGACAAAAUUGUCACGGCCGCUCCAGUGUCCAUGAGGAAAUCUGUCCUAAUGCCGCACACUUUCACAGGCACAAACACAAAAUUUGGACGAAGGUUGUGAACAUUUGACUUCGAUGAGAUGUGAUUUAGUUUUAACGACGAAGAUUUCGUCCUAAUGGUCUCUUGGUUUGGGCAAUUCCGUGAAAUAUGACCGAUUCGGUCACAGCCAAAACACCUGGGUUCCGCCCUCCGAUUACCUCUCCCUUCACGCACCGGCUGGUUAACUGUUCCUCUCUGCGAGGCGAUGAAUUCCUUAAGGUCCUCUCUCAGGCCGCUUAUCUCUCUGGCCAAGUGGUCGGUAGCUAUUGAUGCUACUUGCUGUGUUGGUAAACAAACGUUGUCCCUCAGAUUUAAGAUUGUAUCCAAGGCAGCUCUCGCCUUGUCCACGGUGGGAGGAACAGCCAUAGUGCCAACUUGUAUCGCCAUAGACUGGUCAGGCAGCCCACGUAAGAACUGUUUAAACCCAAUGGCAUCUCUUGUAGCCUGGUCUGCCAUUGGGAAGCUUUUUGUAACCAAUCUCUUGAGGUCUGUAGCGUACUCAGCUGUAGUCUCUGAUUUCAAGAACGUGCGUUUGUCUAAAACAUUUUGAAAGAAUGCAGGUGUUCGAUGGUCCUUAAACCGAUUAGCCAGGGCAUCCUUGAGUUUCUCGUAGCUGUCCCUCUCAGCUUCGCUUAAUUCGCUGUACGCGAAUUCCGCAGCUGCAUCCUUCAGUGAAAAACAGAGAUAGAGGAGCUUGUCGUCAUCACUCCACUUAAAAAUUCUUGCCGAGGUCUCAAAUUGCACGAUAAACGUGUGCCAUGUAGACGUUCCACUGUACGUUGGGAUGUUGUGUGCGUGCUGUGAGGACAUUGUGCUUGCUGUCAAUCUUCCGCUCCUUGUACCUUGCAUUUAGUCAGGCUAACGAGAAUGUACGUCUCUUCGGAGUCGUUGCAAGGUUAAGAAUCCCACCGCUGCCACCAUUUGUAGGGAACCUUGCUUACACUCCGACAAACUUCAUCUCUGGUACUCAAUAAGUAAACAACUCCGGUGAUACAUUUGAUGAGUAAACUCGUGUUCUUUAUUGGCUCUGUCACUUGCUUACACUUUCAUCCAUCUCACAGCUCUGACUGCCCUCGUCCUCUACCGUCGCUGUUCUCUACCUCUCUCUGCUCUCUGUCGUUCCUAACUCUCUCCCCUCUAACCGUCCCCUCUUAUAGGUCCACCAGCCAACCAAGGCGUCGCUAGAGAUUACUCCCCCUAUCUGCUACGCGCCAAACACCUGGACUGAACUCUGCCGUGGGUUUUGCCCCUCAUCCCUGCCCGCUGCAUUCCUCGCCUUAAUUUAUUUGGUCAGUCUUCGACUGUGGGUUUACCCCGCUGGCGACUGGAGGUAACACAAGGUGCAGAAUUAAAUAUAGCUACCCGCCAAACACCUGGACUGAACUCUGCCGUGGGUUUUUCCCCUCACCCUGUCCACCUGGACUGAGACUGAACUCUCUACAAUAUCACUUUUUUUAAUUUAAAUAAAAAUUGUAACUAUUUUUCUAUUUAGUAAUUAAAAUUUAAGGAUUAAUAUAAACAGCCAGGUAAUGGGCACCAAAUAUUUCACAAGCAUUUCAUCAGUUGUUCUCCUAUCUAAGUGUAGAAUAAUGCAACACUAAAUCAGGUAUAAAUCAAAGUGUAUCCUGGCAAUUUGAACAUUAAAAAAAAAAUUGGGGGGAAUGGCUGGACCCUCCCCCAAACCACACCCCCACUUUUGCCUGGAUGACUUCGGUGGGCAUCCUUGAUUUCCGUUCCCCCACCCCCAUUUUCUUCCUCUACUUUGGGAAGGCGACCUUUAGUUUAAUGAAUGGCUAAUGUAAACAUUCAGUAGCAUAGCUAUAGUUUGUGCUACCUGGGGCGAUCUAAUUGCGGCCCCCUUCAAUGAAAAAACUUCAUUUAUCCAAAAAUGCAGCCCCUCCAUAUAGAGAAAAAAGUUUCCCCCGGUGUGGGCCACACACCUUUCUUACGCCACUUUAAACAUUAUACUAUAAGUUUAUUUCCUAUUAUGAUAGGGUCUUGUACAAUUUUGAGAUGGUAAAGUACUAUUCUGAAAUGAUAUUGUACCAUUUUUGGAGUUCCGGGGUAAUCAGGUCUGCUAAUUCCAUAUAGCUUGCCUAUUUACCUCUUUAUAAGAUUGGUUUAUGCCCCUGGCUCGCAACCCAUGUGGAGACCGGCUUAAUGAAACGGUUAAUGUAAAAAAAUUGUUUUUAAUGUUCAUUUCAAUUUGAUGUCUUAUUAAGUUUGGAAAAUUUCAGAAUACUGCUUCUAUUUUUAAAGUGAUUUCUCAUCCGGGUUGUGGGUCACAUUGCUUCUAUAAAAUGAGGUUGUAUCACAAAAUGUUGGAAAUAUGAGAUUUAAGCUUUUUUAAAACAAUGGAAUAUAUCAAAACAACUUGCAACCAUUUGUUUAUUCUUCUUCAAUCUUUCAGCUCCCCAGCUCAAGGUUUCAGAUGAUCGUCUCACUGUCUCAGGCGAUAAAGGAUACAGCAUGAUCAGGGCAUCUCAUGGUAUGCACUAUUAAUUUAUUUUGACUUACCAGUUUGUUUAUCAUUAGUACACCUUAUAAUAUUGUUACAGUUUAAAUGAAGGGCAAUGUUUAGAAAAUAAAAUUCUUUUGUAACAGAUAGCUGCUAGAACUGUGCAACCAAAAUAACAAUGUAUUGUCAUAAAAAGUUGCAUUUACAGCAAAUUUUUAAUAAAAACAUUCCAGGUGUUAACCAUGGAAAUUGGUACUUCGAAGUCAGUAUUGUGGACAUGCAAAAUGAAGCUGCAUCAAGGAUAGGAUGGUCUCUGUCCUUAGGUAAUUUUUUUUUAAUCACCUGAAAUGCAAUCUUAAGACUUCCCUAAUUAUACUACUGAAACAUUUGUCACAUCUUUAUAUCACAAUACUAAAAUGCAGUUAGCUUCUUUAUAAAUUAUAGGACAAAGGCCCAAAACAUAUCUUAUGAUUAAUUUUUUUAUUCCCAUUUUGCUAACAACAUUUUUAUUGUACUUUAUGGCUAGUUUAAAAAUUGAGAUCAUAGUUUUUUUGUUUUUUUUAAAAACUUCAGUGUUUAUUUAUUCAUACAUGAAAACAACACUUGAUUAUCCAUCAUAUGUUAUGAAUGGAACAGUUUGAUGUUUUUAAAAUUUACAAUAAUUUUUUAAUGAUGCUCUCAAAUGUUCAUUUUAAUGUACAGCCCAGCCAAAAAGCUUGAUCUAAUGAACUACGAAACAAAUCUAGUAUAUGUUAUUAGUAAUAUUAAACUUUAAAUAUGCUAGCUUGAGCUAUUUUACAUGUUAACAAUCUUUCAUUGCUACAUUUUUCUUUGCAGGGUAUAUAGGGACCAGUAUGUAUGUCACAUUCAUUUAAGCCCAAAUUUUUUCUAUUUACCAUGUGUGCAUAUUUUCAUAUAGGAAAUCUUCAGGCACCUUGUGGUUAUGACAAGUUCAGCUACUCCUGGAGAUCAAGGAAGGGGACUGCCUUUCAUCAAUCUCGUGGUCAUCACUACCAUGAUGGAGGCUAUGGUGAAGGGGAUGUGCUGGGGUUCUACAUUAGUCUUCCCAAACCUGAUGACCUUGAGCUAUUGCUGCCACAGACUCACAAAGAUAGGGUAAGUUUAUAACUUUUUUUAACGUUUCUCCAUUUGCAGCAUGAUUUCUGUCCAACCAAACCAAUAGAAAAAUAUGCACACUGCAUAAGUUCCUUAAAAUAAGGUGCAGAAUUAAUUCUAAAUAAUUUGGUUAUACAAUAAAUAAAAAGCAAAUGAUUUUAUUUCAAAAUUUAUUGACAAAAUACAAUUUUUUAAAAAUAUUCGCAACAAAAACAUUACAUGUAAUCAAAGCAUAAAAGGAUUUCUGUCAUUUGAGUUUAACAGAGUUUUCAUAUCAAGCUCUUUUAUAAAAUAUUUCAAACUAAAAGAAAAAAACUUUAUUUCAACACUAUUACUCCAAAUUGUGCUUUAACUGGGCAUUGUACUGUACAAAAAUAUUUUUUAAAGAUUUAUAAAUAUAUCAGGCAAGAACAAAAUUAUUAAAAUGACUAGUUGAUGAAGGCACUUGAUUGGCAUAUCAAAUAAGUACCAACAACUUUGCAUCAUAACAUAACACAAAUAUGUAAGUUGGACCACAGGUAUCGGGACGUUAUUUAUUUUUCAAUACCUCUCAUUUUAGUGUAUCUCAAAGAUACUUUGAUGGUAAUUGAAAGCUUUUUAAAAGGUGAUAUUUUCUCAAAGCCCCGUGGCAGUGAUUCAAAACAUAGAAUUAGUUUCAUGCAACUGCACAAGCUAAAAUCUUUUAAAUAAAGUCAAUUAAUAAAUGACGACGUAUUCAAUAAAUUCCCCACCGAAAAAAGUAUUUGGUGGAUACAUAAUUGAAAAGAUUACCAUGCACAUAUUACACACAGUAUAUAGUUUUGACAUUUAAGGCAUAAGUUAGGCAGUUGGUAAUCAGCAGUAUGUUAUCAUUUGGUAACCAGCACACCAACCUGUUGGAUAAGCUAAAAGCGUGCUAGGGCUCACUAAAUUUUCUGCUUCUAUCUUACAAAAGAUUUCAUUAUUUGUUUUAAUAAAUGACCUGAAUUUUAUUUUACAUAAAUUUUUUAAAAUAUGUUUUUUUUAAACAAUGGAUUAACAGUAUUAUGGAAAUGUGCCAGCAAUAGUAAUUAGUAAUUUUCAAAAUUAUUAAACUUUAAAAAAAUUAUUUUUAGAUGAAAUUAAACCUUCUCAUUGUUUUGGUGGAAUCUUAAGCUAUGCCUUUUUAAAUCUAUGAAAAUGAUUGUAUUAUUUAUAAAGUCCAUACUCAUAAACUGAAUAAAAGAAGCAUGAAAAUGAAAAUUUACUGAAAAGCCCAAAGAAAACGUAGUAAAAUUUGAUGAAUUAUUUGACUCCAGAAUCUACCAUGAUUUUGUUUUCCCCAUUGCUGAAAAUAUUUUACUUCAUGUAGGUCACAUAGCCCAACUUCAAAAUCUUGUUUUCCAAGGAAGUUGGUUCUUUAAUAUUCCAAGUAUAUCAUAAUAAAAUAAAACUAUUAAAAUCACUGGAUUUUAGAAAAAGCAACAACAAAAAAAAUGUAAGUUGUAUUUGCUAAUGUCUGAUAUGUAAGAUUCAUAAUAUAAUUGGAAGUAUGUGAUUUAAUCUUUAAAUAUAAACACGAAUUAGUCAUUUAUUUCCUGUGCGACAUAGUCAUUUAUUUCCUGUGCGACAAAAGAUAUUUUAUUUACAAACAGUUAAAGCAGCAUAUAAUAUGGUUAAUGAGCAUUUAAAACAAAAAAUAGAAUUAGUUAUAUCAGCCACAUAGAUGUAUGUCUUAUUUAAUAACAUAAGGUUUGAGUAUAACUAUACCUCACUAUUUCCAAUAAGUUUCCUUUGUACUUUUGCAUUUUCUUUUCCAAAGUAAUGUUAAAAAGAGCAUAUAUUUUUAAUACAAGAUCUUAGCCUUGUAGGGAUUAUAAAUUUUAAUUUAAAAAAAACGGUUUAAAAAAAAGUUUAAAAAAAAGUAUUAUGCAACUUUUAACAGCAGAAAUAUAUUGAGGAUUUACUUGAGUUCUUAUUGUUGUAUAUAAAUGGCCACACUUUUAAUGUCUGUCCUGAGGUCCUUAUGUGUGCUGAAAAUAACAUAAUAAAAACUCUUCAAAGUUACUAGUUUUAAUUUCUAGAUUAAUAUUUCAUUUAAUCAUUGCAUGGUUUGAUAAAAAAAUUGCUAACAGAAUUCAAGCACUUGAUUAUAAUCCAUAGUUUAUGUGCAUUAAUGCAUACCCACUAGCAUAAUUUAUGUGUAUUGAUAUCAAAUUAAAACUUACGUAAAUCUUCAUUUUGAGGCUGUAGCUUUUGGUGGACUUGAUCGACUUUUAGAUCCUGAAAAUGGAAAUUUAGAAAUGCAAAAAAUGUCCCACUGAAAGAAGUUACUCUGAGCACAUUGAGAUACAAAACAAUUUAUGUAAAUAAAACAGUGCAUAAUAUAGGCUUUUAUUAUAAGAAAAAAUAGUUUAAAAGCCUUCUGCAACAUAAUAACAAAUAACAAUAAUGUAAAUUAAAUUUUACUUAAUAAAUUUCAAUCCUACCAAUUGAUAUUAAAAAAACUGAAAGAAAAGAGAAGAAAAAGAAUGGGCACAAGUCCCUUAGCAAAUCAAAGAUCAGAAAAACAAACAAACAUCAAAGCACACACACAGGACUGACUAGUUAUAUAUUUGUAGUCAAUAAAGAGAAAAUCUCCAUUCAUUGUGUAUCUUUAAAACUAUGCAUAUUUUAAGGAUAAUUCUAGAAUUCAUUUGUUCUCACUAUCCUCAUUGUAUGACUACUGACCUGCUCUGACAGGUAUUUUACUGUGUUUGCCCUUCCCAGCCUGGUCUUCAGUAGACUCACGCCUCUCUCUUGAAUGCUCUUCUGUUUUGCUUUGGCCAUCUUCAUCCAAAUCAGCAUUCGUGCUGGGAUCUCUGCUUUCAACCUUAGCUGGUGGUAAGAUUUGUUCUCCUUUUGUUAAGAUCUCAAUGGACUGGCUAGGUGCAGUGUCCGCCUCACUCUGUUCAUCCCUCUUUGACAGAACAACAGACAGCGAUGAGGUCAUUUGGCUACCGGUGUUGGCGCUGGAUUCAAGAUCAGUUGAUCUGCUGUCAGCAUCUGUAAUACUGUCAGAGGUGACAUCUAUGUUGCCAUUCUCACCUGUUGCCUCUUUUACCCCUGUCUCUUUGUCACCAGUAGGGCUGGCAUUAGGUGGUAUGGUGGUAUGAGCUGCAGACAAAAUACUUGAUGAUACGCUGUCACCCCUAUCAGAAGCCACUGAUCUUUCAUCUUGCUCCAGUGGAGCAGCAGCUGUGGGCAGGAUAAUUAUAGGAUUGAUUUCUGGUAUUUUGGUGUUCAAAUUUUCAGAGCUUCUGCUGAGAUCUUUCGAAUCUUCUUCUGAAACAGUGGAUAAAUCAGUAACAGCAGGGUGGCUUGAUUCAGAUGAUGACUCUGGCAAAGGGGAAACAUUUUCACUGGAAACUGCUGACUUCUCCUCUGAUAUGCCCUCUGACCCUGAUAUGUAAUCUUUGGUGCUUGAUGUCACUGAUGUUGUGAUUGGAUUGUCAGAAUGUAGAGAAGUCAACUGACUCCCUGCUGUGGAAGAUGCAGAUGUUGUAUUAAAGUCAUCGGUUGCUGUGGAUAUAGUUAAAUCUUCUAACAGUGUCGACUGACUCUCUUCUAACCGUGUCGACUGGUUCUCUUCUAACCGGGCCAACUGGCUCUCUUCUAACCUGGAAGACUGGCUCCCUUCUUUACCUGAAGAAUCUUCUCGUUCAGUAACAGUCAGUGCAGUAACGGUCUGUGCAGUGGGUGUGAUCUUCUCAGUGACCUUGACUCUGGCUCUGGGGCUUGGUUUAGGACUGACCUUUGGGGCUUGUCUUGGCUUGACUGAUGGACUGGAUUGUGAUGUUGUGCUUAAAUUAGCUUCAUCAGAUCCUGUGGCAUUAAGUGAUGAUGGUUCAUUUGUUUGGUCUUUGGCCUGCUCAAUCUCUGAGCUGCUGCUUACAUCCUUUGAUUGUCUCACGUCACCAGCAGACUUGGUUUCCUCAGUGGUGUGAAGGGCAGCCAGUGUUUGUUCAAUGUCUGCCAGCAUGGAUGAGCGCACGUCUCUCUUGGGACUCUCUUCUGGACGGGAACGAAGCAUUGAUGCAUCCACUUCAUCUUUGACUUCAAGGGUUUCAUUAAUGUCAGACGGUUUGAGAUCUUCUUCACUCAGCUCCUAGAGGAAACGAUGACCAAAUGUUUACAAUGCACAUUUUCUAUUUUUUUAAACGCAUAAUAAACCGUGGGGCAUCUUAAGUAUAGAGCCUUUGAAUAAAAAAACAAUUUCCCGUAAGUUUAUAGUCUAAUUUCUCUUUCUGUCUUUACCCUGUAACUGUUAAUGGGUCUGACAGAUGGUGUGGGUGAAGGGGUUGAUGGGAUGUAAACGGUUGACAUUCACUCACGCCGCUUUUCCUGUCUUAAUGUACCAUCUACCCGCCCUAUCCAUAUAUUAGAUGGUUCCUUUUUUAGGGGUCCUCCAUAAGUUAUGUCAACUAAAUAGGGGGAGGUAGGACAAAGUUUGACAAUGGUCAAAGAGGGAGGGGGGGGGGAUAAAUUGACAAUAACUGUAUUUUUCUUUGAUAUUUAAAUAAAAUUAAAAUAUUAAUAGGCCUGUAUAUUUUUUCAAAAGUUUUGUUAAGGUUAAUGGCUUAUAAUGUCUUAUGGUUUCAAAUGGCUAGAGCAGCAUCAACGAUACGUUUUUGGGCCUAAUAAACCAUCUGCUCCUUGAAAAACAGUUGUUAACAAGGAGGAAAAGGGGGAGGGGCAAAAAAAAUCACCAAUAAAUUGUUGACAUAAUUAAUGAAAGACUCAGUAUCCUAGAUUGGGUGAUAGGUCACCUGACUUAAAUUUCCCAUUACAUAACAGGUAUCCUGUCUGAUGUAUCCCAUUUCAUAACUAGGUCACCUGGCUGAUAUAUCCCAUUUCGUAACUAGGUCACCUGGCUUAUGUAUCCCAUUUCAUAACUAGGUCAAGGUCAUUUUGGGGCUUGAAGUGGGACUAAGGGAAACUGAGUAUUCAUUGAAUCAAAUCAAGGUAGUUUGGCCACACACCCUUUACUGGUAACCAGCUAGGCAUAUCAAGAGAUAUAUGUACUUCUUGCGAAUCUUAGCAAUGGGCAACAUCCUAAAUACACGAAAUCGCAUUUUACGUUGUUACUAUUAUUUUGUUACGUUUUAGUGUUAGUUAAUGAAAGCAUGUCGUGUAACAGUAACAGCGCCCCCACAUUGUGAAAACUCUUCUUACCCCUUCCUAAAAUGAAGGUUUUCUCUUGUCAGUACUACAACCUACAAUUGUUGUCAGUACUACAACCUACAACAAUUGGUUUUUAUGGUUGACCCUAGAUUGACGCACUUGUUCCAAGUCUCUCUACUCACUGUGAAAAUGUCCAAGUUUUCGUUGGAGCGUUGCAUGGCUGUUCGAGGUGCCCUGCUUUGCCUGCCUCUGUUUUUGGGAGGUGGGGGCUUGCGGUACUGAAAGGUUAAUAUUUGAGCGUAAGCCAAUGAACAAGUACGUAAGCCAAUGAACAAGUACGUAAGCCAACGAACAAGUACGUUUUCAAGAUGUGUGUAAAAAAAAAAAAAAUUAAAAAAAGAAAGAAUUUGUAUCAAAUAUCCCCACGGCCUGUAGAAAGAGUGGGGGAGAGAUAACAAUGGAAUGAGGCACAGUAAAAUCUUAUGAUCAUGAUGAAAGUAGGAGUGUAGGGGAGAUAAUACUAUCGAAAGGCAUAAAUUACUCAUGAAACACAGGCAUGUGAAUCAUUGCGAGGAAAUUGAGCGAACAUGCUUUGUCUAUUGAUCAGAUGUAGCAUCCUCUAACAGUACGAACCCAUUGUUUGGACUAGCGCCAUCAUAGAGCUUGCCGUGUAGCAUGUUUAAUGUUUGUAAUUUCAUUGAGCCAUUGGGCAGAAAGUAGACAUGAACAGUUCUUAUGUCCAUUGGCUAAUCCACCGCCUGCCACACGCUAAAAAUAGGUUGUUUGAUUAUGAAUUGAUAUUUGAUAUGGAAUACCGGGAAGUAAAAGUUACAACUGGGUCAGUGUGUACCAUACAAGAAAGUUAUCUCCCAACACCGUUUUAACAUGUAGUCUGUAACUACAUGACUUGGUAUCACUGUCACUACACUUAUGUUCUCUUUAUUCCCAGAAAAAUAAGGUUUGACUAUGUGUUAAGUCUGUCAGACUUGCUUUGAAUGAACUCACCGAGCGUAGAAUUUCUGUUUCUCGCUGAACCGCAGAGAAGUCCCCAAGGUCCUCCCCCGAGAUCACGUGGGUCGGGGAGCUGUAGAUUGUAACAUGGAUUCAGUUACAGGAAAUAAAAUUGAGAAUUUAUCUUCAGGGAAUCAAUUUUUUCCCUUCAGGGAAUCAAUUGUUUCCCUUCAACCACUCUUUCUGAGACCCAUUCCACUGAUACAAAAACUGUUUUUGAAUAAAUGUUCCUAAGGAAUCUCUGCCAGACGUGUACAUAUUUUUUAAUACAUAUUUUUUAAUGCAUUCAUAGUCGUUAGGCAUAGAUAGGUCGUUAACAACAUUACCUUUGAGUAGGACUGACCAACCCGUUUUCUGGCUUUUUCUCUGGGCGUUGGGGUUGGUCCUUCUUAGAACUCCCUCGCUUGACCUUGUCUGGUUCUUGCUUCUUGGCCUUGCCAUCAGGUGCGUCAUCGCAGGUCUUCCUCUUCCAACAACAAAAGAACAACGAUGCCAUGGUAAUGACAAUGAUGGUGGACAGUAUGGAAAAAUACGUUUCUUGGAGCUCCAGCAUCACCGACUACUGACUGGACACUGGCACCACAUAGUGGACAGCCUGGGUCAACCAGUAGAAAUGGACGAUGGUCAGAAGACCGCCACCAUGGGAGCAAUAGGAGCAAAUAUCUUGAGAUUGUCUAUCGUCCAGAUUAUACCCACCUACAACAAUAGUGACAUGGAUCUCCUGGUAAACAGUGCUCGGCAAUUACUUAGUGGCCAAUCUGUCUUCAAAUACACAGGUUAAGAUUCUUUUAGGAGUUCAUCCAAGGACCUGUGAAUAACAAAGUUGAAAUUCCCACAGACUACUCGACUUUUUAAUGCACUCAUUACCGCUAACAUAUUCAUGUCUAGGGAAAUGUGUAGGUACGGUACAUUCAAUGAAAUAAUCCACCUUGGACCUAUCUGCCUAUUUAGUUAUGUAUGUAAACAACGAUCCUUUACCGAUGUGUUGUCUCUUGGAAAAUGGCCGCCUCAAGUUGAUUAGCUGCGUGUUCACAUUAGAAAUGAGACUGAUGAUUGCUAUACAGCCGUUGGAGGCCCUGCCAAUGUCAAGUGGUCACUUGGCUGGAGGACACUCCUUUCACUGGUGAAGGAAAUACGUCUUCAAAAUGCAUUCCCCUUCCCCUGUGCAACAUGUGCUUCACAAGUUCAUGCACACACAAACACAUUGGGCAGCAUUGCUAAGGGUUUAAUAUUCUGUCGUACCUGGUUGUUUCAGAGAUCAUCGAGUUAGUGGAAGACACCCAGCUGCCAUUUGCUUAGUAGUUAUUAGACAUUUUGCAAAUUCAAUUCUGACCUCCAGAUGAUGUAAGUGUUAACAAAUUCUAUGAACCACGAAACUUAAGCGGACUUUCUUGUAAGCUAAAUUUAAAUGUUACAAAAGUACCAUAGCAUGCUACGGUAGUACUUGAACUUAUUACUGCAACACUGUACUACUUAAUGCUACAUAACAUACAACAUAAAUGAUGAAUAUCUCAGAAAUAAUCUCUUUGAAAUAGAUCAUUGUGAUACUGUCUUUGGAAAGUUCCAUUUUCCAUUCCAUCACAUUCCAGAGAAGCACUUUGGUGCUAACCCGAUCUCUUUGUCCCAUUCCAUCACAUUCCAGAGAAGCACUUUGGUGCUAACCCGAUCUCUUUGUGUCAAUGAAACACACGUUUACCAGAGGUGGACGUGUGUAAGCCAGUCAGUUUGACACAAGUCACGGAUGUAUUGGACCAGAUACACAAUGCCACAGUGCCAAUCUUGUAUCUAUAGACUAGCUUUGCAAUGCCCCGUGUCGUUAUAUGCCAGUUGGGAAGUCUAGAAUCUUCUUUCCUGUUAUACUAACGCUGCCCCCGUGUGUCGUCUGUGCCCUAUUCCCGUCUUAUUUGGUGACGACUUGUACUGCCUACAUCAGUGCGAGAACCUGAUGUCAUUGACAUGAAAACCCUGCGUGGCUACAUUUGAGCACCAAAUAUUCGAGACUACGCCAGAUCAGUUUUGGAAUGUCAAUGUAAUGAUAAAGAAUGCGUUUAAUUGGAAGUAAAUACUGACAGUCUCAUUCCGGGAAUCUACACUUUCAUGAAUUAAAUUUUUAUUUCAAUACUGUUCCAAUUUGAAUAUCGGUAUGGGCAUGCAUUAGAAAGGGAUGCUUGAGCCAAACUGGGGUAUUAAACUUGCAACACUGCAUGGUGAUUGCUAAAAAUAGAUUUCCAAUGCCACCUACCAGAUCUUAUGAAAUAUGACACAAUCUAUUGCGUUGUUGUGUGGAGCCGGUUGAGAAAACUCUUUUAAAUUGCAAAAGAAAUCUCAAAUUCGCACAGUGUACGCCAAAAUCGUUAGAGUAACAAUGUCUGCUGGACGUUUGGAGGGAAGUGUCCAUGAAAUGUCAUGAAAGAGGGUCAGAGGUCAAAAUAUGUUGUGGCUUUUAAUUUGUUAAAUUUGGGAACUUGGCUGAGGGGAAUUAGCUUCUGAAAUGUGCAAGAACGUACUGCAGCUGCACCAGGUCAUUGCAUCGCAUCCCACCAAGGGUUUUGUGUUCACGUGAAAAACCAGUGUCGAAUCAAGAGAGGCCCGUGGAUCACUCCGUCAGUUUGAUUUCAAUCGACCUUUUUCACCACCCCAACCACCUUUUUCACAACUCGAUACAUCCAUAUUGUUUGCGACUACGUAGAACAAUGGGGUAUGUAAGUAGACAUUGUUUCAUCAACUGAUAGUAAAUCUGUUUAUUCACGUCACACACGUGUCGUCAAGUACAUGUCAAUAAUCUCAUUAUUACAAAAUUACACACCCACUGACGUAGUUUAAGUGUUAACACGUCUUCAUGUGUUAGUCAAUGAUCCUCAAUGAUUGUAGGAAAAAAGUCACAGGAAAAAGUCACUUGUUUAGUACAAAGUUUUAUGUGUGUUUGUUUUAUACUACUGAUUAACUGUUAUUUCGUUGGCAAGUCCAAAUGAAUGUUUAUUAUAUAGACUGACAGUACCAGUAAAUGGAAGCAAACGACGGCUCGAUGGGAUCGGGGUUCGAUUCUCGUUUGAGGUUAAAUAUGUGUGUGUGUUAUUUGUAAAUGUUUACGGAAUAAUUUUAAUUAAGUUCAGUUUUUACAAAUCCAGAGCGAAUUUCUAUUCUGAACACCUAAAUAGGUUGCAAAUAUAUUUCAAUGGUGUGUUAUGACAUAUUAACGUGUGUUAUGAGAUAUUAACGUGUGAUAUGACAUAUUAACUUGUGUUAUGACAUAUUAGCGUAUCAAUUUAAGAACCACGUGCUUAGGAAGAUUGGAAUGUUACAUUUAGUGAUACCGUUACAGUAAUUAACAGUACCGGUAAUUAACAAACCGCCAUUAAUGUCGGCUCUAUAACUGCAUAGCUCAUUGUCACACCUGCAUUUGUAGAUUGCUUAUUAGCGCAUACACAGCACACUAUUAGGCUUGAGUAUUUUUGAUAGUUAAUUUAAACUAAACUAAUUUUUUUUAAUCGUUCCUCCAGUAUGUUAUUAUUUACAGUUGUAUAUCACAGAGAAUUAAUUCCAUUGAAAAUGAGACAUUUUUCCCAUUCAAUAAUAAAGCAGACGUCAAGCGAUACGUCUUGAACAUAUGCGCAUUAUUUCUGUAGUCAACCAAUAUUUACCAUUCGUUCAACCAUGAAAUUAUAUCAUGCUUGCUAAACUCAAAACGUUUGACUCAAUGCGCCUUUACAGUUACAUCGUUCUUGUAUGUCAUAUGUAUAACGCUAAAAUAUAUAUUUAUAAACUUGUGUGUAAGGUUACAAUCGGCCAACAAAAUCAUUUCUUAUGCCGCACUGAGUAAUGCUUACCACACAGAUGCUUUGACUCCUUUUAACAGGCUUAGAUAAAGCUGGGUUCAUUCCCCUCACAUCUCUCUUACUCCGUGGUAGGCCUACACGUUUGAAAGUCUCAGCAGUACUAUUUUCUUCGGGUUUUUUAAAAGUCUGCCCUCAUGGUCUGUGCUGACUAAAGCUCACACAAGGGUUCUAAGCCUUUAGUGUGAAACGGCUGUACUCAGUCGGUCCAGUUAACCUUCCUACAUCUUUGAGAUCUUCAAACCAACUCAGAAUAGCACUUGAGACUUGACAUAUGAAACCUUGAGCAAACGUACCAUGAUGACGCAAAUAGUUAUCGUUGUGACACGUAGAUUAUACCUAACAUAAACGCCAUAUUUAUAUAUAUAUUGUAAUAAGAGUUUCUUUAAACGUACUGGUUGUUUUGUUGUUGCACCAUUAUUUGGGAAGUAAUAAAAAUGUGAUCGUGAUAGUGGAUUAGGUCAUAUUCGGUAGGUGUUCAACAAAAAAAAAAGCAGCAGGUGACCAGAUGACAAACUUAGAACCACUCUAUACUUAACCGUGAAAAUGGGUUUCCCAUUGGAAGUUAUGAAAACAUAAGACACGGCCAGCAAUGAGCUGACUCGGUGAACUCACAUCUGACCCUUAGUCACAUUCACCGGUGUGGGGCGUGGGGUGAAACAAUCUAUGUCCGUGGAGAAAUGGUGGCACGAGGAGAGUGGGGUGGCAUGAGGAGAGUGGGGUGGCAUGAGGAGAGUGGGGUGGCAUUCCAACGGUUAAUAUCGCAUACCAUUACGAGGCUCCUGUGGCAAGUAAAGCUGUUCGGGAGAAUAGAGUAAAUUCUCUAUUAUUUUGUCUACUCGUAAGGCAGAAAGUAGACAGUGGUAAAGAGACCUGACUUGUCGAUGGCUAUUACUUACAAGAAAACGACAAAGCUACACUUGCAGGAAUACCACAGCAAACUGUUCACUACUUCAAAUAGACAUAUGAAAUAGUUGCGGGCGUUAUAGACCUUACCAAUCGCUUAGUCACAUCCCCUUGUCAUUUCUAUGACCGCAAUGAAUCAUUCGAGAUUGAAGUGAAAACAAAAGAUCGUCAUGACUUGGCUGCAGAAAACCCGUGGGACGUUGUUUCUAAUACUUGGAGGAAUACCAGAGGCAUGACCCGGUGCGGUCAACUCAUGGUGUCUCCCUCUCCCUUCUGCCCCCCCCCACCCUCUCCGGGACGGACCUACAUCGAUUAUUUCUUAACAAAGUCACCCAGAAACCGUUAUAGUAUUGUUUGUAACUUAAGUCAUAAGGCACAAACAGACGUCAUAAGGCACAAACAGACAUGAGAAGAAAACAUCGACUUUGAGAUAACAUUUUUUAAAAAUGCAACAUUACUUUUAAUAAACAUUCAACUUUACAUUUAAAACUUGACUUCCCUGGUUUUCAAAGACGCGAACAUUUCAAUCACUUCAUCAACAUUAACAUGUUUCACCUUUCCAUUGACAAAAUCGCAAGGCCACAUAGCUGGACCGUUCCAUCUAAGAUUGCAAAAAAAAAUUGUUUAAAGUUUGGGUAAAGCUCUUCUCACAUGAAGCCACGGACACAAAGUUACUGAUACUGUUACAUAAUUGUUUAAGGCUUGAUAAGAGAAUUGGGAGAGAUUCUCAACCCUUGUCGGUUGGCACCCAGGUAUCUCUGGUGAUAGCCUCCUAUGGAGGUAAGCCGUUCUAGUAAAACCCCGUUCUAAACAAAUUCCUACUCUGGCUUCAGCGUUCACUGACCGUCUGCCCACUUCGUGACCCUUCCCAUUGUUCCUUUGUCAGGCACCAAUGUUUAAUGUUCCUACUUCAUUUCCUGCAACCGAUUUCAACUCUGUGCCAUUUAUUUACGGGUUGGUUCUUCUUCUAACUCGGACAUUUCAUCGUGCAUUUAACUUCUGCCAUUCAUCAGUUGAACCGUAGCGGGUUAGAGAGAUUUUACUCUCUUGGAAAAAUGGUGCAAUGGAUUUUUUUGGGUAAAACUAAUUACUUCGCAACCAACUGUCCUGCAAGUAAAAUGGUCAGAAUAUUAAUAAACACAUCCAUAUAGCAUAUUAAAAGACACACAUUUUUGGGCCCAUCCAUAAAUGACGUCACGUUAUAUUGGCAGAUUUUUUUACCCCAUCACCCCCCAAUCGUCGCACAAUUUGUUACAUAAUAUAACCCCCCAUUGUGUGACGUCAUAAGGGAUAACCUCAAGAUAUUUACAAGAUGUGAGUACCGGCCACUUUUUGAAGUACUCGUUAUGAGCAUCUAUGACAGUUAAUAAUCACGAGCAUAACUGUGCCAUCACGUGGGUGUGUGACGCCGUGCUUUAGCAGCUCCGCCAGCUUGUAGGACUGGGGUCAUGUCAGCAUGUGGUGCAGCUGUUUGAACAAGGACUGUCGUAUUUACCUACACUUGACAAUCAAGUGAUCAGUGUGUGGGGGACUUCUCCCUACUCACUACUGUGUUGUGUAGGGUGUGUAGCCGACACUUGUUUUGUUGGGUUGCUGCAGCACAACACGCGGGCUGGGUGUUUUGCAGUGUGUUGUUUGGGUCGCAUUCGCGCGUCGGGAAAAAAGAAGCAAUUGUCACGACAGUUAAAGAAGUCACGUGCCAAGAUUGGCAAGAGAACAUACUACUACUAUAGGGAGAAUGAAAACAAAAAAAAGUGGGGUUGGUUGGGCUCGGAGGUUCAACCCGUGAAUAAACAAACCACAAACAAGAAUGUUAAACAGCUAUUGGCACGGCGAUAUUCAACUUUGCAGUAAUUGACAAGUGAAGGAACAGGGGAUCAUACUAAAAUUCCUAGAAAGUAAAGCUUUGUCUUUGAAAGUAAAGCUUUGCAGUUUUAAAAUAACUGAUGAAGAAGAAUAUAUUAGUUUAUACAUGUGUAGCCUGAUUUGAUUGAUGACCGGGAUUUCAGAGUGGUUUCUUCAGUCGGACAAGAAUUGAGACCCAUCUCUACGUAGGAAGGAAGGAGCACCCUGGUCAAACAUAUGGGAUGAAAAGAUGGAUUCACCCAAUUGUGUGGGCUCGCCUAUGUCAGUACUUUGGGGAUUAGAGGCCUUUCGGCGCCGAAAGUUGCCACAAUAUCAAGUUCGGUGUAGUUUCGGUUUCGACCCUCGAUCGUCUACCAGAAGUCAGUCAGUCAGUCUGUCUGUCGGCCGGCAAUCCGAUAUUCAUUAUUGCUCGACGCCUUGCUGUCAUCUUAGGAUAUAUGUCUAAUCCUCUGCGAACACUGCUCACAGCUGCAUGAUGACCUACUUGUCCAAUAUUUCCAAAAACUGACAUCACAGGCAAGACUGUUCGCAGAUGACACAGCAGUGUAUAGGACGAUCGCCAAGAGAUCUGACCAGGACCAGCUACAACAGGAUCUCAGUAUGUUAGCUGAGUGGGAGAUGAGCUGGGACAUGGAAUAUCAGUCUCUAGAAGUUGUACUCCUCUAUACUACCAAUACGAACUGCACGGCCAUAUACUUGAGCAAGUUUCCUCCGUAAAGUACCUGGGUGUUACCAUUCAAAGAGAGGUCCGCUGGGACGAGCAUAUUAACAAUGUAUGUAACCAAGCAAACAAGACCCUAGGGUUCUUAAGGCGAAAUCUAAAGAUUGGCAACUCCUAUGUGAAAGAAAGAGCAUAUAAAGCCUUUAUCCGUCCGAUUUUAGAUUAUGCAUCUUCAGUCUGGGACCCAUUUACCCAGAAGAGCAUUGACAGGUUGGAGGCGGUCCAGCGACGAGCAGCACGCUUUGUCCAAUUAUGCAUCUUCAGUCUGGGACCCAUUUACCCAGAAGAGCAUUGACAGGUUGGAGGCGGUCCAGCGACGAGCAGCACGCUUUGUCCUAAACCGCUACAGGAAUACCUCUAGUGUUGGCAGCAUGCUGGAAACACUAGGCUGGUCACCAUUGGAGAAACGACGACGACAAUCCAGGCUCUCCAUGAUGUACAAGAUAAAUAAUGGGCUGGUCCACUGUUCCAGUAUUAAACAGAAACUCGUCCUUCUCCAACAUAGACAGCGACGAGGCCAUGACAGGCAACUCAGGCUCAUACCAGCAAGAAGCCAGUUUAGGAGCUGCUCAUUCCUGCCCAAGACAAUCAGGGACUGGAAAAAUCUUUCAAAAGUAACGGUUGUGGCGACAACACUAGACACAUUUGCGUCUAUUGCCUCAAGCCUUCAACCCCCUAGUGCAUGAUUCCCUCACAAAGUGUCACUGGAAAUCUGUGAAAUUUCCUCAACACCAGGAACAGAAACAUUGCAAAUCCCAUCUACAUGCAUAGGAGCCAAAUAAUAAAUAAUUCGAUCGUGGGCCCUUAAGAUAUAGAAGAAGAAGAAGAAAAUAAAGAAACAAUUAGGCUUAGGCAAAGGCAAAUAGUUUUGUGGCUAAACCAACCAAGGGAAUUGUAAUAUUUCUAUUUUGUUUCAAGAAAUGGUAACUUUUCUAUUAUUUUGUUUUUAUUUGGAAUCUUAAUUUGACUCAGUCCAUUCAUUCGAUUUAUCACGGAUCAUAAAUGUUGCCAUAGGCCAAGGUAGAGAAUGCGGAGAAACGUUUGUUUCGGAACUACCGGUACAACAUUCGUUGGUUUGGCUUGGUACAACAUUCGUUGGUUUGACUUGGUACAACAUUCGUUGGUUUGGCUUGGUACAACAUUCGUUGGUUUGGCUUGGUACAACAUUCGUUGGUUUGGCUUGGUACAACAUUCGUUGGUUUGGCUUGGUACAACAUUCGUUUUGCUUCGGUUGAUAACCAAAUAACGCUGAACUACCUGCCAUUUAACGACUCACUUGCAAGUUCCGAAUGAUUAUCUCUAGAUUAUGGAUUACUUAAUAAUUUUUAAAUUAUGGUUGAUAAUGUUGACUUUAUAAAAUGGCAUCAUUGUUUCACGGCAUGGUUUGUAAAUCUUGUUCUGGGUUAUACAUCUUUCGGCUUCGGCGGGAAGUCAUUUUUAACUUUACGUUUGGUUUCGGUUGCAAACAACAGAAAAUCACAGUCGGUCGGCAUCUUGAGAUAUAAUCAUGAUACUGUAUACAUUCGCUUCACUAAAGCAAUCGAAGAUUGCCUUUUUGGCGUGAACUGCGGAGGAAUCACUGGGCUUGGUUGUGAUAUACUUGUUAAAAGUUGUAGAGUAGUCAGACAUGAAAAUGAUACAUAGAUUUUAACGUUUUAUCUUUCUUAGAAAUCUAUGAUUGAUGAUUAUUAUAUUCAUUUUUAAGGCUGAUUCAUUUUUCUUGCUAAACCAGAAACUUGUACAUUUUAAAAAGUUCAUUUUAUCGAAUGUAAAAACGUGGGAUAGACAAGCAGCGCUGAAUACCGCCCCUGGAUCAGAUGACCCACUUUAAGCAUCUCUGCUCUUAGCUCCACUUCCUUGAUCCAGCAACACGUAUUCACUAUAGUUGUUUGCUUAUCUCAACUGGUAGACUUUUUUGUUUGUUUUUUGAUUGGCCAUACAUUUUUUAUCGUUGAAUUGAUGCUUGGAUAAAAUUGCAUAUGGAAUGCAUGUACAAAACUAUGGACUGUUAUCAGGACUAGGUUUAGGUUCUCUUACUUCCCUUAUUUAACAAGUGCCACACUGGCGGGGAAGACACAGCAGAGUAAUUUCUCAAUAACAUUAAGGGAAACUUCUUUAUUGGGGACCCAUGCUUUGAUAAAAUAAUUAGUUAUUACUCAUAGCUUUAAUAUUUCCUCUUUCCUGGUAUUCGUAGGCCUAAUCAUUAGAUUAGCCUUUGACUGUUUCUUCCAUCGAGGGAAGCUACCAACGAUUAUAGGAAUACUAUAUUGAUUCUAUUAGUGAAGCUAGCAACAUUUCUGUUUUUCAGCAAAGAUUCACGCCUUGAGUCACGAAGCUUCUAUUUCGGGGAAUAGCGAAGGUUUUAUAGGCUUGUUUGUUGUUGUUUGAACACUAUGUAACCGUAUAUUUGUUUAAGGGUUGUCAUGACAACUGAUCACGACAAAUGAUGCGACAAUGUAACAGAGAGGUUAAGCGUUAUGGGGGGUGGGUGUGUGGGUGGGGGCAUGUCCAGAUCUAGGAUAACAUCACGCCACUGAAUCGCAAACUAUUUCAUAUAGCAAUCAGCAGGUGUUUCUACAUAUUUUUUAAAAAGAGACACCCAGGAAUGUUUAUUUAUAUAUUCUUAUAGAAGACCCUUGCAACGUUUCAAAUAGAGAAAUUCGUAUAGAAGACUCCUUGCAACGUUUCAAAUAGAGAAAUUCGUAUAGAAGUCUCCUUGCAACGUUUAAAAUAGAGAAAUUCGUAAAGGAGACUCCUUGCAACGUUUAAAAUAGAGAAAUUCGUAAAGAAGACUCUUUGCAACGUUUCAAAUAGAGAAAUUCGUAUAGAAGACUCCUUGCAACGUUUAAAAUAGAGAAAUUCUUAUAGAAGACACAUUGCAACGUUUAAAAUAGAGAAAUUCGUAUAGAAGACACCUUGCAACGUUUAAAAUAUAGUAAUUCUUGUAGACGAUACCUAGCAACGAUUAUUGAUGCCUGUUGUAAGGCUGUUGUAUUUUCUUGAUCCACCACAGCGUAGAUGUGUUGUAUACGACAAGAGGCUGUACUGCGUUCUCGGUGAUAUACCUUCACUGCUGGACAUUAAUUUAGUCUAUUUCUCAACUGAGAUUCCUAAACGUGAAGGGGGCGUCGUUUUGGUGACGAGAUUUUCAUGAAAGGUCGAGGUUAUUACCCAGGUUCAAUUAGCGUUAAAAGGCGUGGAGUUAAACAAACUCCCCGAUCCAUCAGCGCCAUAUUUGAUUGUCGUGCACGCCACUUAAAUGAAUCGGUUCAUUUGCAUCGAUCAAAUAAAAAAACAAGCAAUACAAAAAUUACUUCACGAUCCUCAGUCGAUAACAAAUAUUGAGGUCACAUUUUAGUGUACAAUCACAGUUCAGUGUACAAUCACAGUUUAGUGCAAACAUCUCUCUCUGAACACGCAAGCUGCAACAGAUGUAUUGCGAUGUAUUGAACCAAAUUUCGUGGACUUUAUGACAACAUUUACAUUGUUCUUCUUCUUCUCUUCUUCAAGUCCCUUAGUCCUUGGACCGUUGGGGCGCCACAGAUGACAUGAAAACUAUCCUCCAUUCGUCUCUGUUUCUGCACUUCGCCCAGCAUCGCCUAGUUUUAGUCCCGUCCACCCUUUGAUGUUCUUCCUCUUCUUCUCCCUCCUCUCGUUGUGCCCUGUAUGAUUUCUUUAGCGAGCCCUUGUUUCCUUGUCACGUGGCCAUACCAUUCCAGUUUGCGCUUUUUUUUUACAGUCACCAGUAGGUCAUCAUACUGCCCUAUUGCUUGACGAAUCAUUUCUUUCACUUGUUUGUUAGAGAUAUAUUGCAUCUAUAGCAGAUUCCAAGAAUGCUUCUGAAACUCUCAUGUUCAUCGCCUAUAUUUUUCUUUCAAGUUCUGCUGUUAAUGUCCAGGACUCGCAGUCAUGCAAGAAAAUGGAGAGGACUAAUGAGCGCAUCAGCUUGAUUUUGGUGCUGGAGGCUAUAUUUUUGUCGUUCCUAAUUUUCUUGAGCCUCUUUAGUGCUUUUGUGGUCUGGGCAAUCCUGGAUGAUAAUGAUGAUAUUGUUCUUAGUAUUGUGCAAUCCCACAUUAUGUUCAUUAGGCGACACUUUUUUAUAAGAAAGGGUGGCUUUUUCGGCCAACUGCAGAGAUUACCUCGUGGAAAGGGGGGGGGGCGGCACUAACCUUAGCUACGCCACUGGUUAGUGGGAAUUGGCGAAUGGAAGGCUUAAGUCUCGUGAGUGUAUACCCUGACAUAAGCCUGGAACUCAUAUACCCGAGGCUUGUUACAUCCCACAUUAUGUUCAUUAGGCGACACUUUUUUAUAAGAAAGGGUGGCUUUUUCGGCCAACUGCAGAGAUUACCUCGUGGAAAGGGGGGGGGGGGGCGGCACUAACCUUAGCUACGCCACUGGUUAGUGGGAAUUGGCGAAUGGAAGGCUUAAGUCUCGUGAGUGUAUACCCUGACAUAAGCCUGGAACUCAUAUACCCGAGGCUUGAUACCAUUGUGUAUACCCUGACAUAAGCCUGGUACUCUUAGACCCGAGACUUGAUACCAUUUUGCAUACCCUGACAUAAGCCUGGUACUCACAGACCCGAGGCUUGAUACCAUUUUGUAUACCCUGACAUAAGCCUGGUACUCUUAGACCCGAGACUUCAUAACAAAGUUUAAGUCAGAUAUAGUGGGAUGGGUUGGAAGUUUGGUCGAACUUGAGAGGAGGCGGUCUUCAAGUUACUGAUGCCAAUUUCGGGAUAGAGUCGAAAUAAACAUGCUCUACCUUCUGAUGACCAAUAAAAAAAAGUAUUCACAAACAUAACAUUACUAGGGAUUUUGUUAAAAGCCUGUGCGUUCACCAAAUUUUGUUUAGCGUCCACCACCUAUCUCCCCCUCCCCCUUUUUGUUUUGAUAUUGACGACACCGAAUAAACGCGUGACGCUGUAGCAUUACCCACCCUUCUUUGAUUGGGAAAAGGUUGUUUACGUUCUAAUUUGUUCUAAAGAAUGCUAUCAAGCGAUGCCAUUUCUGGGGGGGGGGGGGGGUUUUAACUCCCUCAUUGUAAAUAAGCCGACAGCUUUCCCAGACGGGGGAGAUUUUUUUCUAGAUUCCUAGACGUUUAAAAAACUUAAUAUACUUACUUAUAGGAACCUUACAGGAAGUUACCCUUCUGUAUAUUAAUAAUUGUAUCUUUCGAGAAUAAUAUAAAUGUAAUAGUAUAAUCGUUUUUCUUUGUUUAUUAGUUUUCAGUCCUUUGUUAGGUAUUGUUCAUCUAACGAGCCUAAUCUCUAAAAAAUAUUAAACGUGCAAAACCAUAUAACGGUACGGUACUUAAGAAAUAGAAAGUUGGUAUGCUUUCCUUUUAUUUAUGAAUUAUUGUUGCUAGUUGAAUAAGUAGCAGCCCGUUUUUUAGAAAUGCAUACAGUUGGCCUUCUCUGUGGGGGGGGGGGAGAGAGAGAGAGAGAAAGAUUCACCCCCUCCCCUUUCCGAGCGUUCGUUUGAAAUGUGUUUGAACUAACGGUCAUCUUAUGGCUUGCUUCCCUAUUCACUCCACUCGUUGCCUGCUUGCUGCAUUACUCAUCCAAUGGGAGCUUUACAAAAUAUAUAAUGUUGAUACGUCUCGCAUUCUUUUUCCUCACAACUUGAUUCCCUCAUACACCUCUUUUGACAUUUUUUUUUUAAAACGCCAGUCCAAGCCCUCCCCUCUUUUAGUGCGUCUUCUGGUCUCUUGAAACAUAGCCUACCUUUCGGUUCAUUUUCCCCAUGUUCAUGUUGUGUGUGUGUGUGUGUGUGUGCUAGCGCUUAGGCAUGUGUGAACCUUUCAACGCCUUUUUAAAAAAAAAUGUAAUAAAAAAAGAAAAGGAAAAAAAAGUACUGUAUUCGGAAUGAGUUAAAACAGAGGAAGGUUUUCUUUAGAAAUGGGGUUUCUAGGGUAACUUUUGGGUCUCAAAUGAGGAUGUUAUACCCUAAAACGUUUUAGCGGACGGAUUGUCAUUUUCAACGUGAUACUUACAAAUGAAAGCAAUAUCCUCAUAGCUUUCAUAUCACAAUAAAUUUUCUUAGAGUAAACGGUGGCGGCAACAGUUCUCCAGGUGCCUCGCCCCCGCCCCCCCGCCCCCCCCCGUCCCCCCCCCCGUUGAUUUAAAAAUCCGUCAGUCUAUAAAACUUAGGUGCUGGGUGGCCGAGCGGUCUAAACUGUCUCAAACUAAAUAGCCGAGGACGGAUUGUCAUUUUCAACGUGAUACUUACAAAUGAAAGCAAUAUCCUCAUAGCUUUCAUAUCACAAUAAAUUUUAUUAGAGUAAACGGUGGCGGCAACAGUUCUCCAGGUGCCUCGCCCCCGCCCCCCCGCCCCCCCCCGUCCCCCCCCCGUUGAUUUAAAAAUCCGUCAGUCUAUAAAACUUAGGUGCUGGGUGGCCGAGCGGUCUAAACUGUCUCAAACUAAAUAGCCGUUGGUCCGGAGUUCAAUCCCCAUCAAAGCCAUCCCAAGCACCCCGGGUGGAUGGGACUCGCUAGCCUUGGACGGCAACCCAUCUAAGAGAAGGCUAACUCUGAAUUAAAACCAGGAGCCAGAAUGAUCAACAAAUUGAUCGUGGGCCCCUCAAAUAUAAGAAGAAGAAGAAGAAGAAGAAGAAGACUUGCUGCUAUUAGACUGAAUUGACCCCUUACAUGUAUAAUAUUUGGAUAAGAAUUACAUAUUAACUAUUAACCCUAAAGACCCUACAAUAUCUAUUGUAAUCUGUUGGCCAUUAAGAUUUCACAAUGCAAUUGCCAAUUCAAUUUAUUGCCGCGAGAUGUUAAGUGGAAAACAGUUGAGAACAUCUUGCGUGUGGAUUUACAGUUUUUAAAGCCCAUCUACUUUUUUUUUCUCUUUUGUGUGUGUGUUGCUUGAACCAAGUUGAGGUAUUGAGGUCAAGGCUAUAUCGGGAACGUUUAAUAACCAUACCGGUUCUGUUCAUCUACUGUUUUCACUCACACUAAGACUUGGGGGAACUACUGCCUAGCCUGUCAAUACUUUAUCUGGGGGAGGGGCUGCACUCUUUCUUGGUAUUGGAGGCAUCUGGUCAUUCUUCUUUCUACCAACUUAUAAAUCCCAAUGAUUUAUUGAUGGUGACGUAAGGCGCACAUUUAUUUGCUAUUCGGAUCAAGCUAAUGCUUCGACCAUCCCACUGUUUCGGCCACCGUUUUGACCAUGCCACUGCUUCCACCAAGCUACUGCUUCCACCAAGCUACUGUUUCCACCAACCUACUGUUUUGACCAAGCUACUGUUGCCACCAAGCUACUGUUUCCACCAUGCCACUGUUUCCACCAUGCCACUGCUUCCACCAAGCCACUGCUUCCACCAAGCCACUGCUUCCACCAAGCUACUGUUUCCACCAAGCUACUGUUUCCACCAAGGUACUGUUUCCACCAUGCUACUGUUUCCACCAUGCUACUGUUUCCACCAUGCUACUGUUUCUACCAAGCUACUGUUUCCACCAUGCCACUGCUUCCACCGCUUCCACCAAGCUACUGUUUCCACCAAGCUUCUGUUUCCACCAAGCUACUGUUUCGUAAAAUUCAGUGGCGUAACACGAACAGCUUUUAUUACAUCAUAUACUAUGUAGUAUACUAUAUUACCACCCACCAAGGAAAGCUGAGUAGUCGCAAAAUUCCCACUGCAACUAUCAGGCCGGGUGGACACUGAAAGCGUACUGAACUGAAUGGGCAAUGUCCAACCACAAAAUCAUUUCACAUGGUUGUAGAAAGUUUAUAAAUGACUCAUUAAACGAUCCCCACCACCAUCAUCCCAACUUUGAACAUAUGUGCCAGCGACGUCGCAGUGAUAAUACCUGCUCUUAUUCUUAGCCCGGUUCACGCAUUGAAAAGAUAAAGAGGGCAUAACUUCAACUAGUUUCCAAUUGUCGGAUUUUCUUGGAGAGCCGCCAUAAAGUAAAGGCCACAAGUCGAAUGUCUGAGUGGAUGGUAUUUUGACUCGUGUAAACAACAAACUGCAACCCCCCCCCCCCUUUUUUGUGGCACGGUGUUCGCGUUUGUUAGAUGGCAGUUCGGAGUUCAGACAAGGUAGCUAAAGACUUAAAGUGUAAAAUAUGAUAAUACUAGAAAUUGAUGGCUUCACAUUAACACUCUAAUAUGUCACCGUAACAAACGAUUAAACCACUGGGAAAAUGAAAUAAACCUUUACAACUUUACGUUAAUGUAACCCCAGCCACCAUGUUACGGUACAGAAUCUGGAACAAUAUAUCGAUCACCUGACGAUGUCAACUAGUCUCAUAAGCCAAAUAUUUCAAAUGAAAUAUUUUAAUCAUUCAUCGAAACCUGUGAUACUCAAACAACCGUCUCACUAAUGAUAAAGGUGAUACUCAAAACGGUCUCACUAAUAAUAAAGGUGAUACUCAAAACGGUCUCACUAACACUAAAGGGUAAAUGCGAUGUAAUAAACCCCUCUCACCUUCUCUAAAGAUGGUUCUACAAAACCAGUCCCUAAUACUAAAGAUGGUAUUACAAAACCAGUCCCUAAUACUAAAGAUGGUAUUACAAAACCAGUCCCUAAUACUAAAGAUGGUAUUACAAAACCAGUCCCUAAUACUAAAGAUGGUAUUACAAAACCAGUCCCUAAAACUAAAGAUGGUAUUACAAAACCAGUCCCUAAUACUAAAGAUGGUAUUACAAAACCCGUCUCUCUAGCACUCAAUGUGGUAUAUAAACACCCGUCCCAUUAACACUUAACUAGAAAUGACAUUAAGUAUAGAUACAACAAUACAAGUGAUAAUAACAUACACAAACACGCUCCUACCAGGCACAUUGAUUAUCCUAACGGCAGAAGGAACUUAAAUCCCGAGAUCUGAACUUCGUGAUCCUCACUGUGCCAACUGCAGCACACUGACUUGUAUCUGCCGGGCUCAACGGGAGGCGACCUCUAACAAAACAGGGCAAUUGCUUUCAGUUGACGCUGAGUGGCUGUCUCGAUUUGGAAAAUGACAGCAGUCAUUGGGUCUAACAAGGCUACCUCAACGGAAAUAGCCAAAUUUUGUUGACCAGCUUAGUUUUAAUAUUGCAGUCAUUAAUAGGCAAUACAAGAAUCAACUUGUCCAAUAUUGAAGCAACACAAAGAUAAAUUUUCAAAUCUUGAAAAGACAUUUAAUUUAAAUUGCCCAAUUAAGCUAGUUUGUUUGUAUACAUUGAUAUUUAUAAAAGAAGCUGGAGAAUAUACAUUUUACAGUGCUGGAUAUAUUGGCAUAUUGUUAGUUUUUGGUGUCACUGAUUGGAUAGUCUAUUUCCUAUAUUAUAUUGAAUGAAAAUUUUCCAAAUGCAGCAUCUCCUGGCGCUUAUGAAUUACAAAUUAUAAUUGGUUAUAUUACUGGACUUUGUAGUGUCAAGGGCAGUGGUGUAGCUAGGUUUUAUGCCGCCCAGGGCGGAACGAAAAUUUUGCCAGACCAUUCUACGAUCAAAACUCUGUAUUUGGCUGAAAAUUUCACUCCUCCAUAGACAUAAAUAGACCCCUUCCUACGCCACUGGUCAAGGGGUCUUUAAACUAACUUCACUAUAUGCAGUGUUUAAAAUGCAUUAGAUAAGUAUUUUUUAUAGUUUGAUAUUAUAUUGAACUAUUGCAUUUGCAGUAUUUUAUCAGAGCCUUGCGCUCACUUCCGUGUCCAUCCCCUCUUCGUUUUGUUUCUGUUUCACUCUGCACCUUUGCCUGCUCCCACAGGUGGGUGGAAGACUGAGGGCUAAAAAUAAACCAGAUUCCUGGAUUACUCACAUCGUUAAACAUCAACAAAUUUUAGCCUGCAAAAUGCAAGAGAAACGAACGCUUAUUACAGAUGGUUUCUGCUUUCUGAAUGGUCGGAUCCGGACACAUCCACUCCACCAUAUGAAAAUUGGGAUUUUAUCAUUACCACUAUUAUUUUCAGAAUGACUUUUAAAAGAAUAUCUCUACCAAAGCUUACUUAUUCCCCGUGACUGAAAUAAUUAAAUAUUUGAUCACAUGUGAACAUGGAAUAUAAACAUAACCUUUACAUUACAGAAUAUGUAACACUUAUUCAACCUUGUCAGAAAAUUUAUUGGAGAUUUCAGUUAAUCAAUCUCUCAUUAAAGGGAGAUAACUCGACUAAACUUUCCAAUUGCUCCUGCUCUGACCAAACGAAGUACCGUACUUGAAGUCUUAUUCUUUUAGAAUUAUUAGUAAUAAUUAAUAAUUAAGCCCCUAGCCUACCAAACAAGUAAAAUGUUUAAUGAUUUACAUUUCACCACGUCCUUUACGGUACAGUAGUCUUUAACUUUACUUGUUUGUACAAGUAAUGAAUUAGAAACAAAAACAGGUGAUCUCACUCAUGACGAUUGAAAUUGCCUACCAGUUACCAAUUAAAUGCACACACUUUAUAUUUAUCCCCAUAUUCAAAUGUCAAUACCAUUGACAGUCCCAAUAAAGUGUGAAAUAUGUCCAAGGCAAAAGGAGAAAGUUUACAAUACCUUAUAAUCACUGUGUAGCACAACGGUACGUGUCUUCAAAAUGUAGGCGUAGGCAUUUUGUUCGUGGUUGUUUAAUGUUUGUAUUGUUAUUAUCCUCUUUGGUCUUUGUGACGCAAGUUCGGCAUGUUUUUUCAAAAGUAUAGGGCGUCUAGGUUAAUCACACUCAUAAUCGACACAUGCAAUUAUUAGGGAUUGUAGCUCUGUUCGUUCUAAGCGUUGUUUCUAGUUAAUUAUAAUAAUUUUACAAUUUUUAUCAAAUUGAGAUUUGUAUUGCCCAUGUCUUUUCACUUUAUAUUAAAAUGCUGAGAGUGACCUCCCUUUUUGUUUCUGCGUGACUUCCUUUUAUACUCUCAUAUUAUUACAUACGACCCGACGAUAUUUCUAUUAAUAGAAUGAGUCGCUAAAAACUAAUUUUCAUAAUUUUAAGGCAGCAUUUCUAAGUUUACUAUUUUGUAAAUAUUUAAAAAUUUUGUAGUCGAAAAUUGUCAAGUUAUUUUUGUACAAUCGUUGUCAAUUUUUUUUUUUUACAUUUAUGGAAUUAAAAGCUUUGUGCCACUUUGUCGCAGUCCAACCCUCUUAUAAUAAGUGAAUUUAGUGUUAUUUAAUGAAAAUAAUGGUAACGGAUACACGAUAAAUUUAUUAAAGUUUCGUUUCUUUACUAAGAUUCACUGGCGAUGCAGGUAUUCUGUGUAUCCUACCUAAAGGCCGUGACAAGGAAAAGAUACGUCUGGGGCGAAGCCUGAAAAUACCCCCUCCCUGUUUCAACCAUUGAGAAUAUAUUUGAUAUAUACAUUAGAUAUAGACUAUUAUAUCAUCAUCCAUCCAUCCCUGUGGUGCUACAGGCCAUGUAGGGCUUUGUCCUGCCUCUCCACUUCCUUCCACUCAGACCUAACUAAUGAUUUUCUUUUCAAUGCUUGGAUUCCCAGCUGCUGUAGAUAUUUUUCAACAUCAUCCAGCCAUCUAAGCCUAGGUCUGCCUUUGUAGCCCGCCCCUUUUUUUUAUUUGUACCACUAGCGUGAGGUCUAUACCAUUCCAAGUUGCUUUCUUAUUCCUAAAAAUAGAACAGUUUAAUUGAAUAAAAUGAAAUUAAUCAUUAUAGCGUUGUGCUGUCACAUAUAAUGAGAAAUAAUAUAUGUGACUAAUAAUACAAAAAACAAAAAAAUCUUUAAAUGUAAAUAGAUAGAGAAAUAAAAAUAAUCAAAAAAAUCAAUUAAAAUUUUACAAAUUUGAUUUAAAUCAUUUUUAUUGGUCUGGUUUAAAUCAAUGAUUUAAAAGGAUGAUUUAAUUGGUAAAUUUAAAUUGUUUCAAGCCUGCCUAUAAUAUACAAAUAUAAUAAUGAAUAAAUAACAACUUUGGUGCCCUCUUGAGCCCCCACCUUCCUCCCCAGCAUGGUCCUGAUACUACAGAGAAAGUGUUUAGAAGUGGUCUUUGAAGGGGAGUUAAAAAUAAUUUAUUACACUAACAUAUAGUUUUACAAUAAGAUGAUGAUUUUUUUUGUCACUUCAAUGGUUUCUAUAUAAAUGAUAAUUGGUAUGUAUAUUUAAUUGCUUUAUAUUUCUCUUGUUACUUAGCCUUUGGUCAAAUUCAAAAGUCAUCUCUAUUUUGAAGAUAAGGACAAUGUCAGUGAAACAGAAAAGACUCUCAAACCAGCCAAAGGCAGCAAGGUAGGCGUACACAAAAUAACAUUCAGGUACAACAAAAAAAGCUGGAGAUUCAAUUAGAUCUAUACAUAUUUUUUAACAUUAAAAUGAUGGCUGAUUCUUUUGUCUUUUUAUGUAAAUUUACAAAUAAAAUAAAAGAUAUUAUUCACAGAUGAUGAUGUACAAGAAUGGCAAGUGUGCAGGUGUUGCAUUCAGUGACAUUUUCGAAGGCACAUACUACCCAGCUAUUUCUCUCUACAAGAACACAACUGUAAGUUGAAUGCUUUUUAUCAGUAAUGUACUGAUAAUAGAUUGAUUUGAAGAGAUUCACACACCAUUCUAACAAACCAAAAGAGAUUAUUAAGAGUUUUCAUUUCCAUCACCUACCUCAUCACAAUCACCUACCUUGCCACCAUCACCUACCUCGCCACUAUCACCUACCUCGCCACCAUCUACUUCUUCGCCACCAUAAAUCCUCACCAUCUUUUGUUGCCUCAAUACCAUCACAUACCUUGCCACCAUCUGCUAACUCAACACCAUGAGAUCAGCUUGAAUGAAGCCUUUUUUUUUGGCCGCAAACUUUAUAGUUUUCCCCACCCUAUAACGAAGCUGAUAGAACUGGUUUAUCUUCACAAUAAGUUAACUUAUAUUAUUUUCUUUCUUUCAGCUAACUGCAAAUUUUGGCCCAAAGUUCAAAUAUCCUCCUAAAGGUGUUGAAUUCAAAGCUGUAAGUUUUUUCUGUCUUAUUACUAAGUUAUUAUAAGCAUAUGAAAGUUAUAUAUUUUUUUUAUUAAAGUAUGCUAACUCAGGCCUGUUUACUCUUACAAUUUUGGCGUUCAAUGUACGAUUUUGAGGUGUAUACAUUAUAUAUACUCUAUGUUUAUUUUGUUACUAUUAAGAUAAUUGUAUUGAAUGAUUCAUUAUAUUGUACGAUUUUAAGAGUUUGAGGGUAAACAGGUCUGCUAACUAUAGCUAUAAAAAUGUUACAGCAUUUUCUAAAACCUUCUUAAAAUAGUUAAAUCUUGAUAAAUUUAUGUAAAUGUAUUGUGAAGUUUCAAAAUAUGAGCACAAUAAAAUAUGGGUCUGGGGGAUCUAUGGAAUAUUAUCCUAGAGGUGUAAUCUAAAAGUUUUUUGACCACUUGGGCUGAUCUAAGAUUCUGACAUAUGUAGUUUAUGGGGAAUUUGAAGAGGUAACUAAAAUAAUGGAUAUUUAUAGUUGCAUGCCUGAAGUUUAUGCUCUAGAAUUAUUCAGCCAUCUUUUACUUUACUGUUUCGUCUAAAAUAGUUAUUUGCCAAGACUAUUUUUCUAAAAUAGUUAUUUGCCAAGAUUAUUUUUUAAUUAAUCCCUUCCCAAGUUGGCUGUUUUCUUCUUUUAAAUUUUUUUUUUUUUUUACAUCCUCCAUAUAACAUUGUUAACUCACCAACUAUUAAUAUUACCUGUUGCUGAGGACAACCACAAGUAUUGUUUUGUCCCCCAAUGUCCUUUUAAUAUAUUUGUUGUUUCAUCCUCUACAUAUUUAUCACAUUUUUAUAAAUUAUUUAAAUUAAUAUGUUCAAUAUCUUCUCAGAUGUCUACUGCAGCAGAACAAGCUCAUGUGGAGUAUGCACUAGCUGAUUUAGUCUACCAUGUGGAAAAUGAGAAUAACAUCCCUGAUUUCUCUUAAAAUGGUCAUUGACUUAUAAAUUUUAAUAAAAUAAAGAUUAAAACUCA
This is a messenger RNA of Lymnaea stagnalis (great pond snail), 47295 nucleotides long. The record is from the annotation of a GenBank genome assembly. NCBI's taxonomy places the organism in Eukaryota, Metazoa, Mollusca, Gastropoda, Lymnaeidae.